AAGCUCAGCGGGAAGAGAUGGGCAGGUGGGCUUGUUGACCAUGACCACACCUGCAGGGAAAGAACUGGAGAGAUGAAAUGGAGGGGAGAGUAGGGGAAAGGGGUGAUUCGGAAAGAGCAGGAGCCAUGAAGGUGCAUAAAAGAUUGUGUUGUUAAUGAGCUUUAGGCUGUGUACACACCAUCCCUUUAAAGCACAGUCCUCUCCCUCAAGAACAUUGGGAACUGUAGUUUACCCCUCGAUGACCUAGAAUUCCCAGCACCCAUAACAAACUACAGUUCCCAUGAGGUUCUUUGAGGGCGCUUAAAACAUAUGGUGGACCAAAAAAAAAAUAAAUAAAUUUGAAGAGACUGGCAAAGAAGUUGUAUUCCUCAACUAGCAUCGUUGUCCAUAUUUGAUAAUCAAAAUCCUGGUGUUCCUUACAUUUUUAAUGGUGGCGGCUCGACGGCUAAUAAGUACUGGUAAAACUACUCUAGGAUUAACAUUAUCCAGGUGGUAUGCAAACAUUUGGCAAACUGAUUUAGUUGAAAAGUUAAUGGGAAGAUUGAAGGCUAUAUUUUUUAUAAAAAAUGACUGACAUAGUUUCGUUUCAUUUCAUAUGUUAACAGAGCUUAGUCACACGAUAAUUCCUCCAGCAACCCAUGGAGAGACUCUUUAAAUUAAUCUACUGGACUUCAAGCAGAAGCACCAUGCUUCUAUUUUAGGAUAAUGUUUGUUAAUUGUAUGUUCAGAAAGCCAGUCAAUAAAAAUAUUUGCCAAAAAAACCCAAAAGUAUGCCACUUCAAGCCACCCCUACCAUUCUGAGUGAAUAACAAUAUAUAUAGCCACUUGCAAAAUAAAUUACAAGGCUUUGUUUUAAUAACUGUGCAUAUGUUGUGUGAUUUGUCAUGCUUGGGUGAGAAAAGUUCCAUAUUCUAUAUACCUAUUGAAGGUACAGGGACCCUGACCACUUUUGCUCCUGUCCACCCUAUUUUGUUUGUUUGUUUGGGUGAAGUACCUUUUGGUCUAGUGCACACCCUCAACAUGGCUCACAAUAUUAAAAUAAAAUAAGAAUAAAUUGAAAAAUAGCCAUUUAGGCUGGGAUCCCCAAAUAGCUACUUUUGACGCACUUGAAGGGAUGGGGAAGCUUAAUGUGGUUUCUGCCUUUUUAAUAGAUCUUCUCCCCAAGCUGCCUCAUGACAUAAACCAUUUCUGAGACUUCCUACAGUUUCAAAAGUGGCUCAAAGUCCUCUUUGGUACCAGGAACUAGUUUCCUGCUUUUUUAGAUUAAAGUCAUAAAACAAACAAAAACCCAACAACAAUUUCAUUAUAUAAUGCUGCAAAACAAGCCUCUCAACAGCACCCUUAGAUCAGUAUCUCCCUCACACAAGAAAGGCUUUUUUGAAUGAUUCUUCUUUAAAAAAAACAAAAAACUUUACCAGUUGCUUGAAAGCCAGUUGUGUGAGGUAAAUUACCACAAAACACAUGAAGACCAUUCUAUGGUUGCUUAUGGCAGCAUCCUCACUCCCAUUUACCACCAGUAAUGGGCAAAGGUAUAGGUGGGGGAGCUGCCAUAUUGGCAGCCAUGAAAUGUUCUUCAGGCGGUUUUGUGUCUGUAUAAGAACAGCACCCCAUUACUAGGGGCUGGUUUUCAAGCAACUGGUAAAUUGUUGCUUCUUUUAAAAAUGAAAUCCCUUACUAUCAAAGGGAUAUAAUUUCUCCACAGAAAUUAGCGUCAAGUAUCAUGAGCUAUGCUAUAUACAGUGCCGGCACCAAACAAGAUGGCCUAUGGGUAUUUUGAAGUGUUUACUGGAAUGAGCCCUAAAUCCUUAAUCCUGCUGCUCUUCCAGCAGGUACAAUGCCCUCCUUUACAGAAGACAGUCCUCUGUUUGAAGGGAUUUCUGGUCUAAACCCUGUUUAAAGGCCUUUUCAGUGAUGGCUCCCCAUUUGUGGAAUGCUCUCCUCAGGGAGGCUCACCUGGUGCCAUCAUUACUUACUUUUAGGCACCAGGCAAAAAAACAUUUCUUAUCACCAGACCUGUGGCUUUGAAUUACCCGUGGCCUAAAACAUUAGAAGAAUGCUUUAGCCAUGCCUUUUUAAAAUACUAAUGAGUUUUAGCUUUUUCUGUUUUGCUUUAUGCUGGUUUUGAUGUAUGUGUUAUCUAUUUAUUUUUGUAAGCUGUCUGGGUUACGUGUGUGUGUGUGUUACUAAUAAGUUUAAUUAAUUAAUCAAUGAUAAAAAACAGCCACUAAGGAGACCUUGCAGGGGUCCAUCAGCAAUGAACACCUGGGAACAGGUAGGCACACAGCUCACCUGCUCACAGUCUUCACCACUAUAAUGAGAGCAGAUGUACUGAUCUUUUUAAAAUAAAAUUAUGGUACACAGAUUUCUCUAACUUAGUUAUACUCAGAGGAGACCCACUUAAAAUAGUGAACCUACGUUAGCCUUGUCCAUUAGCUUUAAUGAGGAGGACUAGCAUCAGGUACAACCCAAGAUUUCUGCACAUUUUGGGCAAAUCUGUCGCUUGGGGUGACAUCUAAGUGACCACCCUAGCUAAAGGAGAGGGGUAGAUUAAAAACUGCACCACACUUUCAGGGGGAGGAAAAUGUGGGUCCCUUGUGGGGAAAACUACAUGUUUUUGCCUGCACAUUAGUACCUGGAACCAACCCGGUUUGUGGCUAAAUACUGGUAAAUUGUAAUAUUUCUACAGAUAUUCUUAAAAUCAAGAAUACUGGUAACAGGGUAGGGCUUGAUGUAAAACCCUCCAAGUUCGGGGGUAGACCACAUCAGUAUGGGCGGUGAAGUCCACUGCAAAAGCAGCUUAUUCACUUGUGGUGAGCAGCUAAAAAUAACGAUAGUAAAGGCUGGAUGGAGUUGUGGCUUUAAUCGUCCUGGAAACUAUUCCAAAAGGAAAACACUGCCCAUGUUGUUGUUUCUCCUGGUUCCUUGUUCACACAAAUAUAUUUUGUCCCCUGAGGCACAAUGCAAAUGACACCUCCUCUAAUGUCAACAUGAAAGUUACCUAGGGCUGGGUAAGUUAUUAUAGCACCUGAGGCAGGAAAUCUCACAUCUCCCCGAGAGUAAAAAUCUCAAUAAAUAUAAAAGUAAAUAAGAGGUGAUUUAAUGCCUUGUCUUGACGACACCCAAAAUUUCAGCCGCCUGAGGCAACCAACUUACUCUGCCCAAUGCUAGGGCUGUUCCUGACAGGGCAAGGUCACGUUAAAUGCAAAAUGUGAGGCACUCUCUGGAAUUUGGGAGAGCAGGGGAAAGUCAGUGAAGAGGAAGGAGAUGGAAAGACUGUAAAAACAGAGAAUCAAAUGUGAGGGGAAGGUAUUGAUGAGGUGGGAUAAUUAUCAAAAGGGCACAAAGAGCUAAGCGGAAGCAGGACAAACCUUUUCACAGAAACCCGGACUUGCCCUUGGAUUACAAUCAUCUUCCCCUCAGUCAGACCCCCAAAAAUGGGGCCAGUAAAGGGAACGCUCUGUGGGGCAGAAAAAAGAAAAGAAAAAGGUGGUCAUCUGCUGGGUCCCUAUUCCCCAAACUCAAGUAUAAUCUCCUCAGGCAUUAUAUAUCUCUGAAUAUCAUUGGUGUGAUAAACAAAGGAAAUGGUCUAAAAGUCCUGUUUUCUAAAUACACAUUUUUAGCUUAAGGCCCCAAACUUGGUGGUGGGGACAUUCUGGGCAAAGAUUUGACUCAAAUUUGGUAGUGCGCAAGGAGCGAAAGACCUCAGGGGCAACUUAGAUUGCAUUGACUGGAAGGCAGCAAAGAGUCACAACCACUUUAAAUUUUGCCUUGCUUUUUUUCUUACCAUGCCUUUCGGUUGAGGUAACAUAGCCAAGGUUAUUCAGCAUUUAUCCCGAUACGCUUCCACAGAGCUAACACGAAGCUUAGGCGAUGUCUGGUUUUUACUGAGCAUUUGUUCCAAUUUGUUUAUACUACAAUGAGCACCCAUCCCAAUUUGCUUGCGGGAAGCUUACAUGUCUUCUCGCUGUUACUUCGUUCAUCGCAUACUUUUCAAUGCAUUUCCAAACCACUUUCCAAACCACAAAAAGCGCUCUUCUUUGUUAAGCAGAUUUAUUGCACUAUGGUAACAGAGCCCUUCAGUGCACUUUAACUGUGCAAACCUAAAGUUCAGGUACGCACUUGAAUCUCUCCCACAAAACAGUGUCGGUCCAGAGGAAUCCAGAGGAAUUGAGGAGCUGAGCUUUCCCCGUUACUUAUCUCCCUGCCAAGAAAAGCCUUAUCCGCUUCUGGUCUGCAUUUUCUCUGGGUUUUCUCUGUAACUCAAUUAUCCUUGCAGCAGCUCAAUCCUAGCUGUAAGGAUGCACAUAGAAAGCUUGCUGCAAGGAGACAGGGAAGGGCUAGUCAGAUCUCCCGGCUAGUUCAUCCUUAGGAGAGACACAACCUCUUAGAAAAUGUCUAUGCAGCCUUCCUGACCACCACCUUCUCAAGCUUUCCCCUCUUACACACACUCUCCACACUCACCGGGUUUAAAAUAGGCUGCAAAGCCAUCUUGGAGCUUCCUGGAUCUCAGCACCUGGUCUUUCUCUUUCUAUGCCCUUCUGAAGGAAAAGGGAAAGCUUGCCAAAGCAGAAUUAAGUUUCGUUUCCUCAGAAAAGUAGGCGGGGUACAAAACUGGCCGCUGUUUGUUCUUUUAUCAAAUGGGAAUAAAGCUAUUAUCAGGGACCCAAGAGAUAGCAAUAAACCUGCUCCAACAACACCGGUUACCGCAUAUUUUUCUGGCACAAUACAUUUUUUACAACAUGAAGGUGCAGCAAGGGGAGGAGAGAAGGGUUAUCUGUUGAAUUUUUCCCUCUUCUGCAGCCAUUAAAGCACUCUGCACUGAAAUACAGAAGCAGGCAAAGGUUUACUAUCUGUUAGCUCAUAUGAGAAAGUUCUGUUUAGGGAUUGGGUGUGUGUAGAAUUCUGUUUAGUUUGUAUCUGAAGGUGAACUUCGUACUUUUUGAGUCAAUACAUGAUCUGAAACAUAGCCAUCCUUUGAAAUUUGGACUUCUCUGAAUUUUGCAAUGCAGUUCUCCAACCAAGUAAUGUGCUAAAAAAUGCAGGUACUGAUGUAAAGGUGCACAUAAAAUGCUCAUCAUAGGGACAAUAACAUACAAAAUGCAUUCUAUUAGGGGAAACUGGAUUGUAAAAAUAUGUAUAUUUUGCACAGAAAAAAAAGGUGUGUAUUCGGACUAAGCACUAAGAUGUGGAUGGAUAUUCAUGAGGACUUUUUUUUUAAGUCGCAAACCGAUGUGGAAAUGUCUGACUGGAAAUGUGAGAAACUGAGAGAAAUCAAAAUUGACAGAUUUGCCCAUCCAAACGCCUAUGUGAGACAAAUUGGGUCCUCCCUUAAAGAGGGCACGUAUUGCGGUGAGACCUGGACAACCUGUUGUGGGUGGGUACAGUUGGUUAGCCACAACACCCGAUUGGUAGGUCCCUCAAAGCUGGGUACAAUCUGGCCAAUGGGACGCAGUCUAAACAGUUUGAGGGACCUAUUUAUGCACAUGCACGUGACCCAGAGCUUCCUCUUUCAGCACGUGUAUUCGGAACAUCCACCCACCUCUCCUCUACUUUUGGGGCUUGUUGUGCUUGACCUUGCUGUGCCGUCGUGUGUCAUCUGUCGUUGGGACAGGGGGACAGCAGGAAUUUUCCCCACUUGGUUGAUUGACUGUUGCCAUUUAGGUUUCGCCUGCCGCAUAGCAAAUCGUCACAACUUGUUAGGUUGCGGAUAGGCUCUGGUUCAGGUGAUAGGGAUGGGAGAACGCUCUCGCCAUCCCUAUGUAAAGAGUAUUCAGUUAAAGGAAUCCAGGAACUCGAUGGUUUGGUCAACCCCUGAGAGGGGGUUGUGCCUGUACCUGAGUCCUGGGGGACAUUUGGGUGGCGGAGUUAGCCUGUGCCCGGCUUUCCGCUUAUCCAGGUGUUCAUCCUUGGCUCACCUAUGCUGGUACCCAGGGUCAGCGCUACCUGCAUGGCAGGGAGCUAGUCGAACCAGAGCCUAUGCCACCAGUCACUUUCUGUAAUCAAUAAAGUUGUGGCCUAAAUUCUGCCAAAAACCAAACCAAAAUUUUGAGUCAAGUGUGAAUUUAUUUAGGGGGCGGUUUCUGGGUCUGAACACGCAAAAGUUACCACAUGCUCACAGCUGAUUAAAGAAGCCAGGGUGGCUAUCUAAAGAACUUUUAACUGAGUUAAGAUUAAAAAAGGAUGUGUACAAAAAAUGGAAAAGGGGGGAAACCACCAAAGAGGAAUUCAAACAAAUAGCCAGCACGUGUAGACACAAAGUCAGAAAAGCUAAAGCACAGAAUGAACUCAGGCUUGCUAGAGAGGUUAAAAGCAACAAAAAGGCUUUUAUGGGUAUGUUCGUAGCAAAAGGAAGAACAAAGAAACAGUGGGGUCACUCAGAGGAGAAGAUGGUGAAAUGCAAACAGGGGACACAGAAAGGGCUGAACUCCUCAAUGCCUUCUUUGCCUCAGUCUUCUCCGAUAAAGAAAACAAUGCCCGACCUGAAGAAUUUGGAGCAAAUGAUUCAGCAAAGGAAACACAGCCCAGAAUAACUAAGGAGAUAGUACAAGAAUACUUGGCUAGUUUAGAUGUAUUCAAGUCUCCAGGGCCAGAUGAACUGCAUCCAAGAGUAUUAAAAGAACUGGCAGAUGUCAUCUCAGAACCACUGGCAGUCAUCUUUGAGAAUUCCUGGAGAACAGGCGAAGUCCCGGCAGACUGGAGGAGGGCAAAUGUUGUCCCUAUUUUCAAAAAGGGGAAAAGAGAGGACCCAAAUAAUUACCGCCCAGUCAGUCUGACAUCAAUACCAGGGAGGAUUCUGGAGCAAAUCAUUAAGCAAACAGUCUGUGAGCACCUAGAAAGGAAUGCUGUGAUCACCAAUAGUCAGCAUGGAUUUCUGAAAAAUAAGUCAUGUCAGACUAACCUGAACUCGUUUUUUGACAGAAUUACAAGCCUGGUAGAUGAAGGGAACGCAGUGGAUGUAGCCUACCUUGAUUUCAGCAAGGCAUUUGACAAGGUGCCCCAUGAUAUUCUUGUAAAGAAGCUGGUAAAAUGCGGUCUUGACUAUGCUACCACUCAGUGGAUUUGUAACUGGCUGACUGACCGAACCCAAAGGGUGCUCAUCAAUGGUUCCUCUUCAUCCUGGAGAAGAGUGACUAGUGGGGUGCCACAGGGUUCUGUCUUGGGCCCGGUCUUAUUCAACAUCUUUAUCAACGACUUGGAUGAUGGACUCAAGGGCAUCCUAAUCAAAUUUGCAGAUGACACCAAACUGGGAGGGGUGGUUAACACCCCAGAGGACAGGAUCACACUUCAAAACGACCUUGACAGAUUAGAGAACUGGGCCAAAACAAACAAGAUGAAUUUUAACAGGGGAAAUGUAAAGUAUUGCACUUGGGCAAAAAAAAUGAGAGGCACGAAUACAAGAUGGGUGACACCUGGCUUGAGAGCAGUACAUGUGAAAAGGAUCUAGGAGUCUUGGUUGACCACAAACUUGACAUGAGCCAACAGUGUGACGCGGCAGCUAAAAAAGCCAAUGCAAUUCUGGGCUGCAUCAAUAGGAGUAUAGUAUCUAGAUCAAGGGAAGUAAUAGUGCCACUGUAUUCUGCUCUGGUCAGACCUCACCUGGAGUACUGUGUCCAGUUCUGGGCACCACAGUUCAAGAAGGACACUGACAAACUGGAACGUGUCCAGAGGAGGGCAACCAAAAUGGUCAAAGGCCUGGAAACGAUGCCUUAUGAGGAACGGCUAAGGGAACUGGGCAUGUUUAGCCUGGAGAAGAGGAGGUUAAGGGGUGAUAUGAUAGCCAUGUUCAAAUAUAUAAAAGGAUGUCACAUGGAGGAGGGAGAAAGGUUGUUUUCUGCUGCUCCAGAGAAGCGGACACGGAGCAAUGGAUCCAAACUACAAGAAAGAAGAUUCCACCUAAACAUUAGGAAGAACUUCCUGACAGUAAGAGCUGUUUGACAGUGGAAUUUGCUGCCAAGGAGUGUGGUGGAGUCUCCUUCUUUGGAGGUCUUUAAGCAGAGGCUUGACAACCAUAUGUCAGGAGUGCUCUGAUGGUGUUUCCUGCUUGGCAGGGGGUUGGACUCGAUGGCCCUUGUGGUCUCUUCCAACUCUAUGAUUCUAUGAUUCUAUGAUUAUAACAGCAUGGUAAAAUCUGCCUCUUCUAAUGGAUGACUGUUUUCAGCUCGAGGUGUGUGGACAGCAAUUUGUCAGGCAAACAUUAAGAAUCUGUAAAGUCCAGUUCUUCAGCCUACAAAUCCCUAGAUCUUUAUUUAUAUAAAAUAAUCCUGAUCUUGUUCUACCUCCCUAAGGAGAUCAGAGUGGUAUACACCCAAUCCAGUAUAACAAUGUAAGCAAGUGAUAGAAAACAACAGAACUCACAGCAGCCCAAAUAAGUAUGAGGGCCAAAAGACCUGAUUAAAAAGAAAAAAACCUCCUAAGGGCAAACAGUGAAUGAUCACCUUACGGGUAGAACAUAACCAUCAGAGUUGGUGGCCACUGACAGCGUUAUCUCAAUGAAUUUGCCUAAUUCUCUUUUAAAGUCAUUCAAGUUGGUGGCCAUCAAAGGACUGAGGGGGGCAUAGAAAAUAGCAUAUUAAACAUUGCCAUCUUUUGGAUACCUGGAAGGAAGGCAAGAAAGGCCUCUGUCGAAGAUAUUGAUUCUCAGGAAGGAUUAUAUGGAGGGACAGAGGACUUAGUUAUACAGCUGCAAAUAAAACUUUUAAAGCAGGCAUCCUCAAACUCGGCCCUCCUAUGUUUUGGGACUACAAUUCCCAUCAUCCCUGACCACUGGUCCUGUUAGCUAGGGAUGAUGGGAGUUGGAGGGCCGAGUUUGGGGAUGCCCGUUUUAAAGUGUGUUGUAAAGUGCAAUAUACAGAUGUGAAACUAGAUGGCGACAUUGAGCUAUGGCAAAUUCAAUGUAUUUUUCAGAACAUUUUUUUUAAAAAGCAUUUUCACAACCUUUUUUAUAUGUGUGUGUAGAUUCCACCAGAGGGACGCAGGUGGCACUGUGGGUUAAACCACAGAGCCUAGGACUUGCCGAUCAGAAGGUCGGCGGUUCGAAUCCCUGCGACGGGGUGAGCUCCCGUUGCUCGGUCCCUGCUCCUGCCCACCUAGCAGUUCGAAAGCACGUCAAAGUGCAAGUAGAUAAAUAGGUACCAAUCCGGCGGGAAGGUAAACAGCGUUUCUGUGCGCUGCUCUGGUUCGCCAGAAGCGGCUUAGUCAUGCUGGCCACAUGACCCAGAAGCUGUACGCCGGCUCCCUCGGCCAAUAAAGCAAGAUGAGCACCGCAACCCCAGAGUCAGUCACAACUGGACCUAAUGGUCAGGGGUCCCUUUACCUUUGAGUCCUCCAGGUUACCUGGCCCCCCAACCAAUUUCAGGCUUUAUGGGUCAAGGCAGGUUCAUUGACCUGUACUUGGAAGCAGAUAAGCAGCCAAUGCAGCUGGGUGGGGUGGGGAGGACUAACAACAGCUGUAUAUUUUAUUUUGCACUAUAUAGUCAUCAGUUUCUAGAAUGCUUACUAUAAAGCACCUCAAAGCACGUUGGCUGGCAUCCGUCUUUUUGAGAGACCAUGGACCUUUGGGUGUGAAGUCAAAGCGUUGGAAGGUUACAGUGCCUGCUCUGGCUGUAGAGAGGGAUGCAGGAGAGUCAUGUUUUGUUGCGGCUGGGGCAGAGGAAGUGCUUUACAGUGGUACCUCGCAAGACGAAUGCCUCGCAAGACGAAAAACGCGCAAGACGAAAGAGUUUUCCGUUUUUUGAGUCGUUCCGCAAGACGAAUUUCCCUAUGGGCUUGCUUCGAAAGACGAAACGUCUUGCGAGUUCUUGCAAGUUUGUUCCCUUUUUCUUAAAGCCGCUAAGCCGUUAAUAGCCGCUAAGCCGUUAAUAGCCGCUAAGCUGCUAAGCCGCUAAUAGCCGUGCUUCGCAAGACGAAAAAACCGCAAGACGAAGAGACUCGCGGAACGGAUUAAUUUCGUCUUGAGAGGCACCACUAUACAAUCAUAAGAAUCAAAAUGUUAAAACAUACUAUUACGCGCCACCGCAACCUCCAAGCAGUGUGGGAUUCCAGGGGUCCAGGCGCUUAUCCGAGGUCUGUGUUUCCUUCAGAAAUGAGGCACAGAGUCAACUGUUGUGGUGUCUUUAUGACAUAUGGUUUAUUUACACAUAUAUACAACCUGAGCCUACGGUGGAGGAAUUCAGAGCUUGACACCCCAAGCUGGUCCUGUUUCUCCCAUGGCUGCAACGUUGGAUUCAAACUGCUAGCCUGCAUUGUGCUCUGACCCCGCUUUCUCCAGCUCGCAAAACAUUUACAAAAUGCAGCUACCAGUAUUUUUCCUCCCGUUUACAGCAGGCCAACUCCAAUCCUGAAACUCGCCCCCCCCCAAAAAAAGCAUCUGUCCUAAGUCUUUUGCUAACUACCCAGAGCACAGUGCAAGACUCAACCCAUCUGCUGGCUGGCACACAGUUUUAGCUUUGCUGGUAGCUUCCCUUCCUGUCUUUGUUGGCUUAAUGACUCUGCCUAUUCCCUUCCUUUGUUCUCCUUGAUGGUUCCUUCACCAGGCGAUUUCCUGCACACACAGAAAAACUGGUUUGGCCUGUAUUUUGUCACUUUGCUAAAUCCAGCGCCUGGCAACCUAUUUCAAUACUCCAAGCAUCGAUUAAAUUAUAACAUCUACCAAACCCAGAAAUUAUGGGUGCCUGUUACCCACAAACUCAUAACAUCACCCACCCAGGAUGCACCACACACAGCUCCCCUAUGGAAAAGUAACAGAAAAGUUACAACAGGCAUUUAGAACACACAUCAUCAAAAACAUAUCGUAACACAUCAUCAUUUUUAUCCCAACCUAACACAGCAACAGCUUAUUCCUGUUUAGCAAUAUCCAGUCCCUUGUGAACUCUUCAAGCCACCCUGUUCCCCAUGGUGCACACUCCCAGUCACUUCUACAUCCCAGUCCAGCUUACCCAGUUACCCCACCUUGGCAUGCACAAGAUAAUGGGUUUCCAACAUGUUUAAGUCAGGAUGUAAACCUCAGUGGCAGAGCUGUAUCGCCCUAAGGCCUUUGUUCAUUCUUUCCCUUUUUUUGUGCCCUUGUAGCACACACGGCUUUCAAACAAACACACAGUUACCCAAACAAUCAUCACAAUCAUUUCUUUUUCCCUUGGGCGACUGCAGCACAAGGUGGCUUUCAAACACACACACAGACACACACACCAUGUUCUUAAAACCAUUAAACAGUUCUCGCCACUUAAAGGUAAGGGGACCCCUGACGAUUAGGUCCAGUCGUGGCCGACUCUGGGGUUGCAGCACUCAUCUCACUUUAUUGGCCGAGGGAGCCGGCGUACAGCUUCCGGGUCAUGUGGCCAGCAUGACUAAGCCGCUUCUGGCACAGAAACACUGUUUACCUUCCCGCCGGAGCGGUUCCUAUUUAUCUACUUGCACUUUGACGUGCUUUCGAACUGCUAGGUUGGCAGGAGCAGGGACCGAGCAACAGGAGCUCACCCUGUCACGGGGAUUCAAACCACUGACCUUCCAAUCGGCAAGUCCUAGGCUCUGUAGUUUAACCCACAGCGCCACCCACAUCCCUUUCUCACCACUUAACAACCUGCAAAAAGCACAGAUCAACAGCAUUUUAAAACCACUGCUAAAACUUGCAGGAAAAAUCCCUGUAGCAAAAGUAAACAGCCUCCCCCACAAAAAAAAUACAAACACACACACACACACACACACACAUUAGGCAGCGUCCUACUGUAUGUUGUUUUCAUCUUGGGGUUUUCACAGAUCCUGCAGAUUAAGCAGCUACUUCAGAAAAAAUCACAGGUUUAAUAAUUUUGGAGCCACCCCAGUUGUGGAUCGGUCUCUGCAGCUGCUUCAAGACAAAACUCCACAAUCCAAUUUGCUUUCUCACUGGCACACUGGGGAUCCUCUAAAUCUUUUUUUCUGUUGGUCCGGGUCCACUUCUGGGUCCCCGAUCCAAACUGCAACAACUGUUUGCUGACCAAGAUGGGAAUGUUCUGAAAUGCCAUAGGUAUUGACUUUUCAAGAUGGAAGCCUGUGCUAUAGAGGGUUUUUUUGGCUGAUGUCCAGCAGGGCAAUGGGCUUUGCUAUGGCGGCCAAAUGUCUACUUUAUUAGUAGCAUGACAAAUAAGUUAGUUUUGCAAACAUUCUGUUCUGCUGUAAUUAGUUGCUUUUUCUACAUAGUCCACACACAAUCUGAAAACCACUUAUUGAGAAACUGGUUUCAAUCCGAGAAUAAAGCAGGUUGGUUCUGCAUUACCCUGCAGUGCCAUAUAACCAUACAAUUGUAAAGUAGGAAAUUGUGUCCGUUUGUAGAUGGUUCCAGCAAUUGAGGAGGGGGGUGUAACCACACCUGCCUAAUUCCGUUGUGGGUGGACUAAUAACCAAGAUUGCAGUCACCGCUUCCUCCAUCAUUCACCUGGGCCGUGUACAGGGAGGAAGAGGAGUGGAUAAUCCUAUUACAAGGGGAGGGGUUUAUAAUGUGUUUCAACUAAUCACACCCCACCCUUGUGCACGGCAGGAUCUAGAAUCAAUUUUGAUUGAAAGCAGCAUGUUGAAGAUGAGCAUGAAUAGAUCCAGAUUGAGAUGAACUAUAUUUUUGUGCUCCAAACAGGUUACUGUGUCCGCAGCCUGACUAUGCUAUAGUUAAUGACAGCCUACCUGGCAAUAAUCAUUUGGCAGUGGGUGACUGAGCAGAUCUUACUCUGUGCACAGGAAAUACUCAUUAGGGACCAGACUCCUCCUUUUCUGCUGGUUAUCUGGGCAGUCCAAGAUCUUUCCUCAUCCAAACCAUCUGCUGCCUGUAUCCAGAAGCUGGCUUUGAUCACAUCCACACUAUAAAUGUAAAACACUAAUACAGUACCACUUUAACAGUCAUGGCACUGAAACAAGUGUUUGCCAUAAAUAUUUAUCAUAUUCUGGUUGCCUAGGGAAAAGUACUGGUUUCAGCAUUAGAAGUGCUCACGAUGACUUGGGCUGACUGCUAGAAGUGUAAGUGGCUUAUGUUCAUAGAUGAGCGACUAAAUCUCUGUCACAAACUACUUUUGGGAUGAAUUCCAGAGAGGCAACUCCAUUCGUCAAGGAUCCUUGUGGCACCUCAGUGACUAACAGUUUUAUUCAAUGAAUUAUUUACUUAUGAGGAAUAUUUAUAGCCCGUCCUUUAGCGGAUGCCACGAUGGGGUGCAAAAUACAGAACGCAGUAACAUAAAACAAAAAUACAAACCACUGAAAACCAGUUUAAACAAUAAGAACACACACACAUAAUACAAUGAAAAUGCCUUUGCAAAUAAGUAAAUCUCUUACUUAUAAGAGCCAGUGUGGAGUAGUAGUUGGAGACUACUCCAACUUUGAAUCCCCCCCCCCCCGCCUUGGUCAUGAACCUAACUGGAUGACCUUUGGGCCAGUCACUGCCUCUCAGCCUAACCUACCUCACAGGGUUGUUCUGGGGAUUAAACGAGGAGGGGGAGGACCUGUGUUCGCCACCUUGAGUUCCUUAGAGAAAAAAGGUGGGAUACACAGUGGUACCUCAGGUUAAGUACUUAAUUCAUUCUUGAGGUCUGUUCUUAACCUGAAACUGUUCUUAACCUGAAGCACCACUUUAGCUAACGGGGCCUCCUGCUGCUGCCGUGCCGCCAGAGCACAAUUUCUGUUCUCAUUCUGAAGCAAAGUUCUUAACCCGAGGUACUAUUUCUGGGUUAGCGGAGUCUGUAACCUGAAGCGUAUGUAACCUGAAGCGUAUGUAACCCGAGGUACCACUGUACAUGCAAUAGAUAAAUGAAUAAAUAAAACUUGGCACCAAAAUGAUGGAAAGUGUCAGCAAAGCACCACUACAGAGAGGGCUCUUUCUUGCUUCAUCACAUAAUGAGACUACCCCACACAGUGGAAUGCAAAGGAGAGCUUUCUUUGCACAUCUUACAGCACGAGUAGGAUGAAACGGUGAGAGGAUCUCCUUACUAUGCCACAAUCCAUCCAGGUUAGUCUUUGCAACACCGUAAGGCUGUUUGUUGUUUACAUCUUAGGGAUGCAGUUCCUCUCCAGUUCUCCACCCCCUUAAGGAUUCCACUGGUGCUUUGACUUCCUUUGAAUUCCAAGCAGAUAGGUUUGUUUUUAUUUUAAACUGGCGGGCCUGUGAGAGCAUCAUCACAAUGAUAUGUAGAGUGUCACCAUGUGGGUUAAAGCAAUCACUUUUCCUGGACCAACAUCUCUUGGCAAGAAAUACAAAGCAGUUGUGGUAGGCUGGAGCGGCUUAAAUUUGUGUUUUCAGCUCAUACCACCCAUAUUAAUUAACAAUGUACAUAUUCCAGUCUAGUGAGGUAGGCAACCAGUUAAUAAGCCUUCGCCACAUGAAAGAAGCAUGCACAAUAGUGCUGUGACUUUUUAAAAAAUAUAAAACUGUUGCUGUCUAUCUAUUUUGCUCUGAUGUGGUGAUUCCUUUAUCUUUUUUAAACACAAACUUUCCCCCCUUAUAAACCACUUGAAAGUUGCUAAGCAUCUUAGCAGAUCACUAAAUGACUUCUCGGCCUGUUGUAGCAACUGCUGUACUAGAUGGUGCAUGAUUAUUAAUUGCAUUUUUUUUUACAGGUAUGCUGUGGACCAGCUGAAUGAAGCUUGUGACUGGGAUCUUGACUCUGCUAUUAAUGGUAGAUGAAUCUCAAGGGGUGUCCAUUCCUGUUGUGUUGGGUGAGUUUUAGCUAGUAAAGCUCAAGGAUGUGGACAAGCUGUCAGGGCAACUACUUGUAUUCUGGACCCUUGCCCCUCUUGGCUGAUACAAAUUAGCAGGGAGGGGACAGUUGGCUGAACCAGGGAGGUGUUCAAUAUUGCCUUGCAAGGGGGGGGGGGGUUCCCUGCCCGCUUGAAGGAGCCUGUGGCAAAACCACUCCUCAAGAAACUCUCCCUGGAUUUGGAAAUUAAGUAACUACCAGCCAAUCUCCCCUUCCUGGGCAAGGUUCUUGAGCAGGUAGUCGUGGACCAAGUCUAGGGACUCUUGGAGGAAACAGAUUUUCUAGAUCCAUUUCAAUUGGGGUUUCGGCACAGAAACUGCUUUGGUCAGCCGGUAUGAUGAGCUCUUUUGGGAGAGAGACAGAGGAAAUGUGCCGCUGUUAAUUUUCUUCAACCUCUCAGCAGCUUUUGAUACCAUCGACCAUGGUACCCUCUGGAGCAGCUGUCUGAGUUGGGGGUGAGCUUUGAUCUGGUCCUACUUGGAUAGCCAUUCCAAGAGGGUGAUGCUCUUGGGUCCUUCAGUGUGGGGUUCCUCAGCGUUCAAUUUUAUCUCCUAUACUGUUCAACAUCUACAUGAAAUUGCUGAGUGGGGUUAUCCAGAGUAUGUUGUCAGCAAUACGGUGAUGACACACAGCUCUACUUCUCCUUUAAAUCCACAGGUGGGGCAGUACUGGAUUGAUGUCUUGCCUCAGUAAUGGACUGGAUGAGAGCCAACAAACUGAAGCUCAAUCCAGAUAAAACUGAGGCACUCUUAGCGGGUGGUUCCCUAGACCGGAUGGAUGAAAGGUUGCCAGCUCUUGAGGGGGUUACACUCUCUCUGAAGGAGUGGGCCAGGUGGUUUACCAGGACAAGAUAGUUUGGGCAUAUGACACCGAUCCUGGCCUGACAGCACUGGCUGCCAUAUAGUUUCUGGGCACAAUUCAAAGUGCUUGUUUUGACCUAUAAAGCCUUAAACGGUUCAGGACUGCAAUUCCUUAAGGACCACCUCUCUCCAUAUGAUCCAACCUGGACCAUGAGAUCAUCAUCUGAGCCCCUUCUUGGUGUGCCCCGUUCAGAGAGGUGGAGAGGGUGGCAGCACAAGAAUGGGCCUUUUCUGUGGUGGCUCCUCGAUUGUGGAAUGCUUUACCAAGGGAUGUGUGCCUGGCACCUUCAUUAUACAUCUUUAGGCGCCGGCAAAAACGUUUCUGUUCAACCAGGCAUUUGCAUUGUGAACCGCCCUGUGAUCUUCAGGUGAAGGGCAGUACAGUGGUACCUUGGUUUAAGAACAGCUUAGUUAACUUGGAUUAAGAACGCUGCAAACCCGGAAGUAGGUGUUUUGGUUUGGGAACUUUGCCUUGGAAUAAGAACAUGUUUCGCUUCCUGUUGAGUGUGUUCCAUUUGUAAAUUGAGUCCCCCACUGCUAUGGGAAACCACGCCUUGGUUUAAAAAUGCUUUGUUUAAGAACGGACUUCCGGAAUGGAUUAAGUUCAUAAACCAAGGUACCACUGUAUACAAAUUUAAUAAAUAAUAACAUAAAGUUCUUCCAUUGCACUAGAUUGACAGAGCACUUCAAUCCUUUUUAAUUUUGCAAACCUAAAUUUCCAAUAUGUGCUUGAUUCCCUCCUGCAAAAUAGUGAUAGUCUGGAGGCAUCCUUAGUUUAUAUAUAUAUUUGUUUGUUGUCUUAAGAGGAUUUCUCUCUCUCUGAAAGGCAGGAUAUCAUUUUUGCUAAAUAAACAAAGCAUUGUCAGGACUAUGCAUGAUUAGCAUUAAUAAGAUAUUUGUCACACUCCUACUCGGAGCCAAGAACCGACAAAACAUUUCCAUGACUAGCAUUGUCUGCAAUCCUUGCAAUGCCUUUUCUCCCUGGAAACACUUCCCCUUUCCCUUUGUCACAUGUUUUCAUUAGUUUAGUCAAGGUAUGCAUUUCAUCAUUCUGUAUCAGAGUUUGUUGCAUCUGUUAGCCUUUUUCGAACUCCUUGCCUUAGGCAGAUGCCUUUACUCUAUAACUUUAGACGACUGCAGAAAACCGUUUUGUUUUUUUCAGCAAGCCUGCCCACACAUAAAAUUCAGUUACGGUAUCUAUAUUUGUUUUGUUUUAUUAGAAGUACUACUCAUUUUAUCUGCGUUUUAUUAAUAGUUUAUGUUUAUUUGGGUUUGUUUCUUUUAACAGCCAUGGAUUUUAGCCAUGCUCUGUGAACAAUUCCAUCAUGUACGCUGCUCAGAGAGCUUCGCGAUUAAGAAAUCGGCAAAUAUUUCUAAUUAAGUGAGUUUUAUUUAAGUAUUUUAUUCCAAUCAUGAAUCGUCGGCUACACUAGUCCCUCAUCUGCCGUUUUUGUCAAUUAUCAGGACUGGAGCUCAAAGCAGGAUUUGAACUGACAGGGUCAUCAGAAGGUCAAGCAGUGAUUUAGCCUGUGCACUAGCGCCACUACUGAGCACCAGCCUAGUCAGGGAUGUACUACAAGACAAUUAAACACACAGCAAAAAACCAUUUUUAAUUUCACAGGCCAGAGCAGGUCACAUGAGAAUCCAUCAGGAAAUCUGACAUUGAACAAGCCCUAUGCUCAGUGGUGGCCAAAGUCUGUGGCAAGUGUGCCACAACAAGUCAAGCACAAAGCAUGAGAUUGUGCCACUCAAGGGCACGCUACAGUGUCCAGUCCUCUCUGGUGUCCUGUGUACACACUCCUGUUUACUCUUUGUGGAGAGAUUAGAUGACGCCAGCUAUUUCAGAAGCAUUUAUGCUGACUUGUUUGCGGGGAGGUUAGACGAUGUCGCACCAAGCAUUGUCUCACACUUUCCAGUGCCAUUUUCCAAUCACUUUUCUUAUCAGAAAAAGUCCAAUCUUUUGGAACAGCCCCAAUUAUCAGCUUUAAUUGUGUAGCCUGAGUUCACCAGGAUGUGAUUGAAUACCACCAAAAAAUAGUGAUACUCUGGAAGCUCCUUGAGUGAAUCAACUAGCCAUUACACUUGGAGGCACAUGAAUCUGUUCUGAAAAUUCAUUUUAUGAAUAGCAACCUCGGAGGCUGCAUUCAGGAGCAGUGAAAAUGAAAGGUGAGGGGCUGCUUAACCAUUUCCACCAUUUGUUCAUGCACAAUGAUUCUUUCCUACACUACUUUUCUCUCAGCAGCUGGGGAGUGGUGGUGAGAUAAGGUUUAUUCUGUAUCUUUAAAAUGUGAGGCAGCAGGUUCUGAGUGAAAAAAAUGCCAGAAAGGAAAAUUGCUAAGCAGUCCCUCCAACCUAUGCUGCAAACACGAAGGUUGUUGUUCAUUUAAUUUUUUAAAAAAGCAAACAAGACUGGAGUUUGAUGAAUACAUCUCCUAUGUAAUGUCUAGUCUAGUAGGGGGAAAUAUUUCUGGGUGCUUGAAUUCCUUUGGUCAGGGAAGCUUUCCUACAAAUUACAUCAAGCAAACACAAAGUGAACAUCAGCACUUCCUGACCCUCUCAAGUGUCCCUAUUUUCCAGGGAUUUCCCUGAUUUAGAGAAGCUUGUCCUGGUUUCUGGUUUGAUGCCGGAAUGUCCUGCUUUUCCUUAGGACAUUCCUAUUUUCAUCGGAGAAAUCCUUGAGGGUAUGCACUUCCUUAUUGUGAAGUCCUAUGAACAGCAAGUGGCCCUGGUUAUAUAAUAUAUGCAGGUGAAACAGUCUGAAUCACCUGCAUAAAAUACACUCCACACACAUCCUCAUCUCUGACUGGGCACACCUCAGUCACUGCACUUGCAACACACUCUAAUCUCCUGAGUGGAGCACACAGCUUAUUCCUAAAGCAGAGAUAAGGAACUGGGUCCAGCGACAUAUCGCCCAACAGCUGUGGGUCAAUUUGGCAGGAGGUGGGACUCUCUACCUGUCAGUCACUGGCUGUUGCCCUGGUGUCAGGUGAAGUGUUUUCCUUUGCAGACAAGCUUGAAAAACCCUUCCUUUGCCCUUGGAGUUUGAAAUCAACAAGUGCAGCUGAUAGGCGGCAGGUGCUGCAGACCUCAUGGUUAGUUUUCAAACUUCAAGAGCAAAAGAAGUGUUUCCCUUUACGUUUCUCUUCCCAUGCUUCAGAACCAGAUUAUUCCAGCAGAGCCUCCUGCUUUGCAGUUGUGUCUUCACCUGCCCCACACCUGGUGUCACACAUACCUGGUAAUGGCAGGUAUGUGGGCAGGCUGGCACGGUUUGGGGAGAACUGCCUUGUGAGCCUAAUUAGGAUACCUGCCGGACUUAAUUUGCCUUGGGGGGGCUGAAUGUUCCCCACCACUGUUGUAAAACCUAUGUUUCGUACUCAGACGUUUCAAUUUCUGACAACUCCACCUGAUAGAUCUCUGUAAUGAGGGUUGGAAAGUCUACCUGGGACAGUCCUGCCAAUCAGAGCACACAAUACUAUGCUAGACAGAACAAUGGCCUGAUUGGUGUAAUGACAGCCCCCUUCCCAAGCAAGCAGCCUUAUUUUUCCAGAGUUGGUGUGCUAAGAGGGCCUUGCACCCCCACCCCCACCCCGCAAACAAAAAAGAGAGUUUUUUAAGGUUUCUGCUUUGUUUUUAAGGUUCUGGAAUGCUCCCACGAGAUCUUGCAGGGUCAUGCAAGUUCCUGCAAGAGCAUCCCAGAGUCUGGUAAGCAAGGCAGAGAGCUUAAAAGCUCCUUCCACACUGGGAAAACCCUGUGCCAAAAGGGCUUUUAAGCUCUCCAACUUCCAGCAUUUAAAUUGUUUGAUUUCAACCCACCAGCCUCCAACCAGGUAAUUUGAAAAUGUACAAGUUAAAUGCGGUUGUACUGUACUGGAUUGUUAAUUUGCAAGUAAGCAAGCCAUGCUAGUAUCCAUCAGGAUCAGUUCUCCCAGUCACUUGUAAAGCAUUCUCCUUUGCUGGCCAAAUAGAAUGGACAGAUGCCAAAAAAUGAACAGGGCUCCUGCACCUUUAAUAGUGGUAUGGAUGGGGCUCCUGAACCUUUAAUUGUCGCAUAGAAGGGAUAAUUUCAUCCAGUGCAGCUCGUCAUGCACUAUAUACCUGCUGGAAUUCUCUCUUCUACAUGACUAGUGAACAUGCCCUCUUUUCUUUGUCACCUGGCCACCCUAUUCAAAACCUCCUUAAGCUCUCCCCUACUUCUCCAGACAGACGAGGCUCUCUCAUUCAUUGUAGUAGUCACUACUGUAGAUUUCUAAAUGAAUCAAAUAUUACAAAACAGCACCCAUCUCUACUUGUCUCUCCUCCAUAGGAAGCCAAACCCAAGUAGUGUUUUCUCAGAAGGUCUCACAUCUCAGGAAAGUGGGGAGAGCACAUAACAGUAUUCAAACCCAACUGGGCCAAAUCUGCAAGCAAUUGUGAUGCAGUGACAAGCCUCAGGAAAGGUAAUUUGCUUAAAGACAAUGGAUGAUUCUAAGAUUAUAAGAACUGUUUGGAAUUUUAUUAGCAUGAUUUAUGUUUCCAUUGAAGGAUGCAUCAAGUGGGUGUGUCUGAUGUUUGAACUCCUAAGUCAAUUUUAAAAGAUGAAUUACAGACUUGCCCUAAAGGAAACAAUCUAAUGAGCUGUGUUUUACUUAAUUGGAUUUACAGUACAGUCUUCCAUGUGUGUACUCAGAAGCAAUCACCAUCGAGUUCAGUGGAGGUAUAUAUCUUUCCAGGUAUAUAUCUUUAGGAUUACACCCUAAUUCAUAUUAACUGAGGCAGUGAUGAGGGACCUGUGUAUACCCCACAAGUGUCCCGGAAGAAAGGGACAGCCUAUUUUUUUUAAUCAUGAGAGAAUGGAGGCCGUUUUGCUUGCUGUGACCUCGCUCAAUUUCCGCCCGGAAAAAAAGUGAAAUUGCAUGAGAUCACAGCACCCCAAACUGUUGCGAUAAAAAAGUUGAAUCUGGCGUCCUGGAUUUUGGCUUCAAAGUGUUGGAGGGUAUGCCUGUGAACAUCAGAUGCUUUUGGACCCAACUCCCAUCCAUCCCAGACAGCAUGGCCAACAGCCAGGGAAGGUGGGAGUGGCUGUCCCGCAAUAUUUGGAAGGCCACAGGUUUCCCCAUCCCUGAGUUAAGAGGCAGCCAGAUCUCAAGAGUACAGAGGCCUGGAAGCUCUGUAUACUACAUCCAGAAUCAGAGGCAGCAUGAGUCUGAAUACUGGUAGCUGAAGCUCACAAACAGGGGAGUGCUCUUGCUCUUGUGUCUCACUCCCCUCUAAUUGUCUCUUGAGCCCACAGACUGCAGCAAACAGAGGCAAGGAUGUUGUGUGGCUCGGCACAGGUUAUUCCCCAACUAACCCAGCAAGGAAAUCGUUUUUCUGGGAACCUUAAGUCACACACCACACAAGUCCCUCCAAGCUAGCCGCUGGUGUUCUUCCUUGCUUCAGCCUGAAAGCACACCCAUUCCGGUGCAGGAACCCAAGGCUCUUUCUCAACCACCCAGUGACUCCCCAAGCCAACGUUAUCCUGGUGUCUAAGAAAUGGGCAGGUAGGAAGAGUAUGCAAGAGGAAGGGAGAAGGUGACAAAGAGAGAUUAUGGGCACAGUAAUUACACAUAAUAGCAUUCCACCCAUUAGCAUCAGGAAAAUAAAGUAAUUUUAAGAGAUUAAUUCCUGAAUGAUGCCUGAGCAUCCUUUUAGGAGCAUCCUAUCAUCCUCGCUGCAGUGUUAACUGCUUCAUUGCCCAGAGGACUGGCACAUUUUAAUUUUAAAGAAAAUUAAGCUAGUCAGAUGCAAGGUCUAAAAAGACAAAGUGGCCCCAUGCUUAUUUAGUACGUGCCAAAUGCUCACUUGUAAUGUGGCUGUAUGCAACAUCUUUCUCCUUCUCCUUCUCCUUCUCCUUCUCCUUCUUUCUUCUUCUUCUUCUAUUUAUAUACCGCCCUUUAUCCAACAAUCCCAGGGCAGUGUACAACAUUUUAAUUUCUAGGCAUUUCAGCUAGAGUAGUCCAGCAAACAGAAAGAUGUAUUUGGAUGCAGUUUCUGUCUCAGCGCUGCCACUGGCUCAAAAUCUAUGUAGCCCUGGUCAAGACAUUCUGUAAUAGUUCCCUGUCUGUAAAAUGAGGGUAUCAGGCUUGCUGUACACACACAGCAGAACCAGCGAAGGCCGUGAAUGUCCUGUGUGAGUGCCUGGCGGCUAACAGAUUGAGGUUGAAUCCUGACAAGACAGAAGUACUGUUUGGGGGGGGGACAGGGGGCGAGUGGGUGUGGGGGACUCCCUGGUCCUGAAUGGGGCAACUGUGCCCCUGAAGGACCAGGUGCGCAGCCUAUGAGCCAUUUUGGACUCACAGCUGUCCAUGGAGGUGCAGGUUAAUUCUGUAUCCAGGGCAGCUGUCUACCAGCUCCAUCUGGUAUGCAGGCUGUGAUCCUACCUGCCCAAGGACUGUCUCACCAGAGUGGUGCAUGCUCUAGUUGUCUCCCGCUUGGACUACUGCAAUGCGCUCUACGUGGGGCUACCUUUGAAGGUGACCCGGAAACUGCAAUUAAUCCAGAAUGCGGCAGCUAGACUGGUGACUGGGAGUGGCUGCCGGGACCAUACAGUAGAACACCGGUCCUGAGAGAUCUGCAUUGGCUCCCAGUAUGUUUCCGAGCACAAUUCAAAGUGUUGGUGCUGACCUUUAAAGCCCUAAACGGCCUCGGUCCUGUAUACCUGAAGGAGUGUCUCCACCCCCAUCGUUCAGCCCGGACACUGAGAUCCAGCUCCGAGGGCCUUCUGGCGGUUCCCUCAUUGCGAGAAGUGAGGUUACAGGGAACCAGACAGAGGUUUGAAAUGCUGUCCAGUUGUUUGCAAACAUAUGGAGGAAACCUGCUCCUUGAUCUCAGGAACCAUCAUGCAAUAUUUGUUUAAGAUCAAUGCAGUUUUGAGAGAUUCAGUUUGCUAUAUUGAUAAAUUGUGUCCAAACACAGAUGAAAACUAGCUCCUUAGUCGGGUGCAAAAUUUAGUUACGAUAUCUUAACAGGUGUUUAAAUUCAUAGUAAGUGUUAACUGUCAAAGUUAUCCAGAACUCUUAACCAGGCCACAUGGUAAGCAAAAUAGGGGCAGGAAGGAGUAAGAAAAAACGUUGAUUAUUGUUGGAGCCAUUUUAUUUAUUUGCUUAUUUAUAUCCCACCAUUUGUCUCCAAGACACACAGAGCCAGCAUUUUGUCACAGUCUCUGCUCGGUGCUUUGCAGAUUUCUAGUUGUGUCUAUGAGAGUUCUGCACACUAUUUCAUAACGUUUUGUUUGGGCCAAUAAAAGUUCCCCCCUAAAGCAGAUUUUGGAAUUUUCCAAAUGAUAACACCUUCAGGAGUGAGGAAGCUGUCGUUUUUCCAGAUGCCGUUGGACUAGAACUCAUCCCCGACUACUGGCACUGCUGGCUGGGGCUGACAGGAGCUGGGAAGUGGCAAGUUCCCCAUCCAUGACUAGACAAACUGUAAGUGGGUUUUGCAAUCUCUGAAUGGGACAAAGCAACAACCCUGCAAGUUCUGGCUGAACUCUUCCACCCACUUUGACUGUUGUGUAUCUCCACCCAAGACAAUAAGUUUGUGUACCCACUUACCUCUAUGGCUUAAACAUUAAGACACAUUAAAAAAACUUAUUUGUUACAUGAAGAGGUGUUAAAGCGACAAUGCAAGGAAUGGAUGCCAAACGGUUUAAGAACAGUUCUGUUUAAGAACGAUUCGGUUUACAAACUCCGCAAAACCGAAAAUAGUGUGCCAGUUUGAAAACUUUACCUCGGUCUAAGAAUGGAAUCUGAACGGUGGCAGGGCACCGGCGGUGAGAGGCCUCAUUAGAGAAAGCGCACCUCGGUUUAAGAACAGUUUCAGUUUAAGAAUGGACUUCUGGAACGGAUUAAGUUCAUAAACCAAGGUACCACUGUACUAAAAAUCAGUUAAAUAAUGGAUUAAAGGUAAAUGGACCCCUGACCAUUAGGUCCAGUCGUGACCGACUCUGGGGUUGCGGCGCUCAUCUCGCUUUAUUGGCCGAGGGAGCAGGCGUACAGCUUCCGGGUCAUGGGGCCAGCAUGACUAAGCCGCUUCUCGCGAACCAGAGCAUCACACGGAAACGCCGUUUACCUUCCGCCGGAGUAGUACCUAUUUAUCUACUUGCACUUUGGUGUGUUUUUGAACUGCUAUACACACACCUGUAAUUCAGGACGAUAUUUCAUGCAUCUGGCGAAGUAAACUGUAAUCCAUGAGAACCUUUGCCACAAAAAAUUGUUGGCCUUUAAGCUGCUGCAAGACUCUGGUCUUUUUCAGAGGACAACUAGUUUAUCGAGAAUUAGUCUGGAUUUGUUUGCAUGUUUGGGAGAGGUUAGAUGACAUUGGCUGUUUAAUGAGCAUUCAUCCUCAUUUGUUUGUGGUGAGGUUAGGUGACGUCAAAACAGGUUAUCCCACAAGUCCCAGUGCAUUUCCCCAUCACUUUCUCUAUUGCAAAAAGUCUGAUCUUUUGAGGAAGGAGGUCUGUUGCACAAGAGCUCCAAAUCGACUUCAGUUUUUCAGCCUGAAUUUUCCAGUGUGUGAAUGAAUCCUACCCAGGGGGGUGAAAAUGGUCUGGAAGCACCCUUUGUUGUUUUUAAUGCAAAAACAAUUAAAAGCACUGGACUGCAUGACCCUUGGGGUCCCUUGCAACUCUGCAAUUCUAUGAUUUGCUCUCAGCUGUCCAUUCCAUGAGUGUCUCUCAGGUACUAUGGUCACCUUUGAGCCUCAUCACCUUUGGGACGUGGGUGGUGCUGUGGACGCGGGUGGCACUGUGGGUUAAACCACAGAGCCUAGGACUUGCCGAUCGGAAGGUCGGCGGUUCGAAUCCCUGCGACGGGGUGAGCUCCCGUUGCUCGGUCCCUGCUCCUGCCAACCUAGCAGUUCCAAAGCACGUCAAAGUGCAAGUAGAUAAAUAGGUACCACUCUGGCGGGAAGGUAAACGGCGUUUCCGUGUGCUGCUCUGGUUCGCCAGAAGCGGCUUAGUCAUGCUGGCCACAUGGCCUAGAAGCUGUACGCCGGCUCCCUUGGCCAAUAAAGCGAGAUGAGCACCGCAACUCCAGAGUCGGUCACAACUGGACCUAAUGGUCAGGGGUCCCUUUACCUUUACCUUUACCUUUACCUUUGGUUAAGCUUCAAGCAUCUGGUUACACUGAGGCUGAGAGCACUGCUUUAAUGUUCAACAACGAAGACCCUCUACAUAUCUUGAGACUGGCCUCCUCUGGCAUUGUGCAUCCCCUCCGCUGGUUACCACAACUCUCCCCCCCCCCCACCAUAGCAAACCUCACGGAUCACAGGGGCAAUAGGUGCCUUCUGCCAACUGCUUAGCAGUUUUCCUCAGUCAGCUCCCAACAAACAAAGGCUGCCCCAAUCAAGGCUGUCAAAACUGUUCCUUUCAAUCCCCUCCUCCUCACACAAACACUCACACACACAUCCGGGCUGGUGGGGUGUAACAUGUAGCUGGGAUCCAUUGUCACAGGCCAUCAACGGACAUAAAUUCCUCUCACCCAGGUUCCUGGCUGCCAAAAUGCACAAGAGCUAUUUUGUAUAACUACCAAAGACCUCGGGACACGGGUGGCGCUCUGGUCUAAACCACUGAGCCUAGGGCUUGCCGAUCGGAAGAUCAGCGGUUCAAAUCCCUGUGAUGGGGUGAGCUCCCGUUGCUCGGUCCCAGCUCCUGCCAACCUAGCAGUUCGAAAGCAUGUUAAAGUGCAAGUAGAUAAAUAGGUACCACUCCGGCGGGAAGGCAAACGGCGUUUCCCUGCGCUGCUCUGGUUUGCCAGAAGCAGCUUAGUCAUGCUGGCCACACGACCCGGAGGUUGUCUACUGGCAAACGCUGGCUCCCUCGGCCUAUAGAGCGAGAUGAGCGCUGCAACCCCCGAAUCAUCCGUGACUGGAUCUAACGGUCAGGGGUACCUUUACCUUUACUAAAGACCUCGUUGGCAACAAUCUGUUAUGGGUGGCAGGGGGGAUGCAAGCCCAGUGUGUUGCCCCCUCCAAAAAACUUUCCUUCACUUCCCACGUGUACCUCCCAAAUCAAUCCACAUGGAUCAUUGCUCAGCGCCAUUUCAGGAUGUUUGCAGGUCUCUGUGUGAAAGUGAUUCUUGAUGGUUUCAUGGUUGAGAUUUGGCGACAUCACCUUUGCAGACCAGAAUGGAUUCCCAGUCAGGAAAUGGCAAAUCAGGGAAGGGGCUGUAGCUCACUGCUAGGACGCAGGGCUGGCUCCAGACAUUUUGCCACCUGAGGCAAAGGGCAAGAUGGUGCACAAACAUAACCCAUUCCACAUACAGAUGCUGACUGGACUCGCAGCUGAAUCUUACUUCAACACAUGUGAUGGGAUGAAGAAAUGGUUAACUGGAAAAUUUAUAAACACAACUGAGCUACUUUUGCCCAGAUUUUUUUUGUGUAUGGGAGGAGAAAGCAGUUGGACGGGGCAUGUUUCGGGUGAAAAAAUACCUUUAUAGCCUCUUCCCUACUCACCUUUCCUCGCUCCUGAUUGUAGCCUCCAAGAGCUGCUUUCAUUUAAAAAAUAAUAAUCAAAGGAAAAAUUACACAACAUUUUUAUCAACGACUUGGAUGAUGGACUCAAGGGCAUCCUGAUCAAAUUUGCAGAUGACACCAAAUUGGGAGGGGUGGCUAACACCCCAGAGGACAGGAUCACACUUCAAAACGACCUUGACAGAUUAGAGAACUGGGCCAAAACAAACAAGAUGAAUUUUAACAGGGAGAAAUGUAAAGUAUUGCACUUGGGCAAAAAAAUGAGAGGCACAAAUACAAGAUGGGUGACACCUGGCUUGAGAGCAGUACAUGUGAAAAGGAUCUAGGAGUCUUGGUUGACCACAAACUUGACAUGAGCCAACAGUGUGACGCGGCAGCUAAAAAAGCCAAUGCAAUUCUGGGCUGCAUCAAUAGGAGUAUAGCAUCUAGAUCAAGGGAAGUAAUAGUGCCACUGUAUUCUGCCUGGAACGAUGCCUUAUGAGGAACGGCUAAGAGAGCUGGGCAUGUUUAGCCUGGAGAAGAGGAGGUUAAGGGGUGAUAUGAUAGCCAUGUUCAAAUAUAUAAAAGGAUGUCACAUAGAGGAGGGAGAAAGGUUGUUUUCUGCUGCUCCAGAGAAGCGGACACGGAGCAAUGGAUCCAAACUACAAGAAAGAAGAUUCCACCUAAACAUUAGGAAGAACUUCCUGACAGUAAGAGCUGUUUGACAGUGGAAUUUGCUGCCAAGGAGUGUGGUGGAGUCUCCUUCUUUGGAGGUCUUUAAGCAGAGGCUUGACAACCAUAUGUCAGGAGUGCUCUGAUGGUGUUCCUGCUUGGCAGGGGGUUGGACUCGAUGGUCCUUGUGGUCUCUUCCAACUCUAUGAUUCUAUGAUACACAGAAAUCUGGGUAAUGUGUGGUUUGGCAUCAAAGCACCUCUUUAAGCAGGCUUUUGAAGAGGGGUGAAAGUUUGGAUUUAUGUCGCCACUGCUGGUUUUAUUUGCAAAUUAAACUCUCCAUUUUCUUUUAUGUUGUUUUAAUGUUAUUGAUUAAUGUUGGUUAUAUUGUGUAUGUCUCCACCCUGGAACCUUUGGGUGAAUGGUGGAUUAGGGAUACUUCAAAUAAAGCAAACAAACAAGCAAGCAAGCUAUGCUUCAUACCAGGUGACUAGCGACCGGUCAGCUUGAUGUUGAUACCAGGAAAGGUCCUGGAACAGAUAAUUAAAAGGUCGGUGUGUGAGCACUUAGGAAAAGAUGCUGUGAUUACUAGGGCCCAGCUUGGGUUUCUCAAAAACAAGUCAUGCUGGACGAAUCUCUCUCUCUUUUUUACAAGUUUGGUGGAUCAGGGGAGUGCUGGUGACAGGGACUGGCAGGGUGCUGGUGUGUGCGCAAUGGGGGAAGCGAGGUUGGAAUCUGAUUUGGGAAAGGGGAUCUGUGAUUUGUGGGGAACUGUACUGGCCAGGAGGCAAAGGUCAGGAGCAGGGGCAGCUUCAGAUCAGGCAAGUGACGGGCCAGGUGUGUCUCCACUUUCUCCUGCACCAUCGUCUCCCAGAACCAGGAGGGGUUCGAAAAGCGACGAGCAGAGGACGUUGCCUCGCAGGUGUAGUCUCUGGCUGUGUGCAUGCAGCUCAUCAGGGGAAGGUACAUAAACUGGUUGAGACGGAGUGGUCCCCUGUUUCUGCAACUGCUCCAUAGAGUGUGGACCAGGGAAUAGCUGCUUAGAGGCUUGACUAGCGUGGAUAGGUAUCUGGAGAUGUAGAAAUGACUGUGUUAUCUUUGACAAUAAAGAGCUAACUAUCUGCUGUGUGCAUUCCGUUGGCUGGGGAGCACUCUUGACAGCUGUGGUCUCUUGAUUUCAGCAAGGCUUUUGACAAAGUCCCCCAUGAUAUUCUUGUGGAGAAACUGAUAAAGCUGGACGGGGCAACCAUUAGGUGGAUUUGCAGCUGGUUGACUGACCGAACCCAAAGAAGAAAAGAAGAAGAAGAGGAGUUUGGAUUUGAUAUCCCGCUUUAUCACUACCCGAAAGACUCUCAAAGCGGCUCACAUUCUCCUUUCCCUUCCUCCCCCACAACAAACACUCUGUGAGGUGAGUGGGGCUGAGAGACUUCAAAGAAGUGUGACUAGCCCAAGGUCACCCAGCAGCUGCAUGUGGAGGAGCGGAGACGUGAACCCUGUUCAGCAGAUUACAAGACUACCGCUCUUAACCACUACACCACACUGGCUCUCCAAAGAGUGCUCACUAUAGUUCUUCGUCAUCCUAGAAAAAAAGUAACAAGUGGUGUGCCACAGCGUUCUGUCCUUGGAUGAAGGAAUUGAGGGGAUGCUCAUCAGAUUUGCAGAUGACACCAAACGGGGAGGGCUAGCUAAUGCCACUUGGAAGUUGGAGAAAGCGUGUUUUCUUUUGUGAAAGAAGACUUUUGCAAAAUACUCCAAGUUUAGUCAUCUGGAGAAGAUCCUUCAUGGUUACAGGUGAAUAGGUGAGUAGCUCCUUGCUACCCUAGAUUCAAGACAUUCGCAUUAUUUCUGUAUUAAUUGAUCACAUGAAAUACCUUUCAAGAAUAUAUAGAAGCCUAGUGGUUAAAAAUACCCCAUGGUUGUCAACCCAAACAUAUUUACUUGGAAUCAACUACCACUGAAACCAAGAGGAUUUACAUCUCGGUCAACACAUUGACAGUGAAGUCUUAACCGUGUCUACUCAGUCCUAAUGUGGCUUUCUCCUAGUGGGUUGAGAAAUGUAUCCUUAGCCUGCUAGUCAGUGUGGUCUAGCAGUUAGAGUGCUGGACUAGGACCUGGGAGACUAAGGCUAAAAUCCCCACUCAGCCAUGAAGCUCACUGGGUAGCCAGUUGCUGCCUCUCAGCCUAACCUACCUCACAGGGCUGUUGUGAGAACAUAAUCAAAAAGGAGGGAACAGAACCCUGCACUCCUCCUCGAGUUCCUUUUCGAUGCUUUUAGAGAUUCUUGUUUUUAUCUGUAUGCAAUCUUGAGUCCCGUCAGUAAUAAUAAUACGCACCAGUCAGACACAACAGAAAGCUAAUUGUUAUUCCCACACAAGUCCAUGUGCUUUUACCACAUCCGCCUCCUACAUAUGGGCACAUUCCAGGUGAUUCCAUGAGUCAAAUCUGCAACUUCCCCCUUCUUUUGCCAAUCCUGUAAGUCAGCAAGACAGGGCAGUUAGCAGAGGCACCUCAGCCGUCAAGUGUUGCUGCUGGAAAAUGAGUGGUGGAGAGGCCUCGCUGUAGAGUUGUGUAACAUAACUUUGGUUCUUUAAUGCAAUCUCCUUACUCCGCCAACAUGCUUUACAUUCGCAAACCAAGAGUGCAUAACUCAGGAGCUCUUUAACAGUGAAAGCGUAACAACUCACCCGUUAAAUGAUUCUGAACGAUCUGUUCUUGCUUAAGGGUAAGGCUCAAGAUCAAAGUCCCACCUUCCAAGAAAUUACCGUAUUUUUCGCUCUAUAAGAUGCACCAGACCAUAAGACGCACCUACUUUUUGGAGGAGGAAAACAAGAAAAAAAAUAUUCUGAAUCUCAGAAGCCAGAACAGCAAGAGGGAUCACUGUGCAGCGAAAGCAGCAAUCCCUCUUCCUGUUCUGGCUUCUGGGAUAGCUGUGCAGCCUGCAUUCGCUCCAUAAGACGCACACACAUUUCCCCUUACUUUUUAGGAGGGAAAAAGUGAGUCUUAUAGAGCAAAAAAUACGGUACUUGCAAAAGGCCAAAAGCACUUCCAGAAUGACACUCUUUUCAGGUGGGAUUCAAUCACAUACCAGAAAAUUGAGGCUACAUGGUUAUAGUUGCUUUGCUACUCGAGUGCAAUAAACCCACUUCCUCAAAAUAUUGAGCUCUAAUUAUGGUGCUGGAGGAGACUCUUGAGAGUCCCAUGGACUGCAAGAAAAUCAAACCGAUCCAUUCUGAAGGAAAUCAGCCCUGAGUGCUCACUGGAAGGACAGAUCCUGAAGCUGAGACUCCAAUACUUUGGCCACCUCAUGAGAGGAGAAGACUCCCUGGAAAAGACCCUGAUGUUAGGAAAGAUGGAGGGCACAAGGAGAAGGGGACGACAGAGGACGAGAUGGUUGGAUAGUGUUCUCGAAGCUACCAGCAUGAGUUUGACCAAACUGCAGGAGGCAGUGGAAGACAGGAGUGCCUGGCGUGCUCUGGUCCAUGGGGUCAUGAGGAGUCGGACACGACUAAACAGCAACAACACCACACAAUAAGGAAAGUGAGGGAGGAUAACUGUUGCCUGAUGAAAAGUCCUUGCAAACAAAUAAGAAUGGAUGCUCAGUAAGCAAUGUUGUAUAACAGGUGUUGGGAACCCUUUGCCUUCCAGACGUUGCAGAACUGGCCAUUGGUCAUGCUUGCUGGUGCUGAUGGGAGUUGUAGUUCAGCAAUGUCUGGAGGGCAAAGAGUUCCCAACACCUGUUGUAUAAUCUGCAUGCAAACUUUGUGCAAAUUAGUGUGAAUGCUCAAUGAGCAGGAUGCCUGGGAGACCCUGAGAACCAAACACAAGCCUGCUGGAUCCUUAAAGCCCUAUGCGGCCUAGGACCCUCGUACCUAUGGGACCGCCUCUCCUGGUAUGCCCUGCAGAGGACCUUAAGGUCCACAAAUAACAACACUUUGGAGGUCCCAAGCCUCAAGGUCUGGGAUCUGGAGAGCCAGUGUGGUGUAGUGGUUAAGAGUGGUAGAUUCGUAAUCUGGGGAACCGGGUUCGCGUCUCCGCUCCUCCACAUGCAGCUGCUGGGUGACCUUGGGCUAGUCACACUUCUUUGAAGUCUCUCAGCCCCACUCACCUCACAGAGUGUUUGUUGUGGGGGAGGAAGGGAAAGGAGAAUGUUAGCCGCUUUGAGACUCCUUCCGGUAGUGAUAUUGCGGGAUAUCAAAUCCAAACUCCUCUUCUUCUUCUUCUUCUUCUUCUUCUUCUUCUUCUUCUUCUUCUUCUUCUUCUUCUUCCUCUUCUAGGAGGUUAGAUUGGUUUCAACUAGGGCCAGGGCCUUUUCAGCAUUGGCCCCAACCUGGUGGAAUGCUCUGUCACAAGAGACCAGGGCCCUGCGGGACUUGAGAUCUUUCCGCAGGGCCUGCAAGGCAGAGCUGUUCCGCCUGGCCUUUGGUUUGGACUCUGUCUGACCCAUGUUUCUCUCCCCUUAUGAUUUAUCAGCUACUUUAAAAUGAGGCUGCAUUUUAAAUUGCAUUUUAACCUAUAUUUUAAAUUGCCCCCCCCCUCUUUUUCUCCUAUUAUGUUUUUACUGUGAUUUUAUUGGUGUUAGCCGCUGUGAGCCCGGCUCUGGCCGGGGAGGGCGGGGUAUAAAUAAAAUUUAUUAUUAUUAUUAUCAGGUCAAUGGCCCACAUAGUCCAGCAUCCUGUUCUCACAGAGGAAACCAAAUGCAUGUAGGAAACCCGCAAGCAGAUGUCUGUAAAAACACACACAGAGAGACGUGUUUGGUUUCCAGCAUCUGAUAUUCAGAACCAUUAUUGCCUCUGACCAUGGAGGCAGGACAUAGCCAUCCUGAAAGCAACCAAAGACAUGUUUUUAAAAUCAAGAAUGCUCCAACUCAUGACAGUACAGUUUGAGGGAAACUUUGAUUCAGAAAAGGGACAUUUUUAUGCUCAGGGAAUAUACCUGUGGACACUAGUCGUGGUCAGGAACUCAGUGGAACGGAGGCAGAUUCCGUGUUUGUGCAACAUUAAAAUUGCCAGCUUUUUUUCCUGGCCUGCUCCUAUGCCGUUAGAAGCAGCCUGGCAUGCAGAAAUGUAGCAGGUGAAGCUUUUCCUAGCAUAAAGAUAACGGGACAGGAAAAGUCUUGCCUGUUACAUUUCUGCAAGCCAGGCUAUUGCUAAAGGGUAUGGGAGAGAGUUGUGGUUAAAAAAAAAAAAAGUCUGGCAGCCAUAGGUGUCUUGCAGCUAAGGGGUGGGGUGGGGCACAUUUAAAGAUGAACCUGCCUAAUUCACACUUUCCACAAUAACACACCAACUGAAACACAGUAAUUUUGCAAUGCAGUUCUUCGCAUGCUGGAGUGACCUUGUUAGCCCUUUAUAUUCAGGUAGGACUUUAUAUUCAGGUAGGUAGCCAUGUUCGUCUGACGCAGUCAAAAUAUAUAUAAAAAUAAAAAAUUGUCCAGCAGCACCUUAGCUACAGUGAGGGGGAAAAGUAUUGGAUCCCCUGCUAAAUUUGCCAAUUUGCCCUCUGACAAAGAAACCACCAUUCCAUAAUUUUAUUGGUAGGUUUAUUGUAGCUGUGAGAGACGGAAUAACAACAGGAAAACCCCCAGAAACUCAGAAGACAAAAGUCAGAGAUUGAUGUGCAUGAUAAUGAGUGAAAUAAGUAUUUGAUCCCUUUGCAAAAGAUGACUUCGUCAGAGGGCAAACGGGCAAAUUUAGCAGGGGAUCAAAUACUUCCCCCCCUCACUGUAGAUUCAGGUAGGUAGCCGUGUUGGUCUGACACAGUCGAAAUACAGAUAUAAAAAUAAAAAAAUUAUCCAGUAGCACCUUAGCUAGAUUCUUGUUAUCAUCUGUCUGUCUCAAGAGACAAUGGAAGAGUGCGCCAUCGGGGGCAAUGUCUAACCAUUGGAGAUUCACAGUGCCUGAUGGGAUUGUAAAGGCCAAUAUGGGAGAGACAUGUUUUGUUGCAGCUGGGGCAGAGGAAGGCGUUGGGUUUUGCUGCUACAGAUGCACCAUAGCAUUUCUUCUCUCUGCCCUCCUCCCAGAGGUCAUUUCUCCCCUGAUCACUGCUAUGGGUGCAUGAACUGUCUUGUCUCCAAGUGCUGCGGUUAAUGCUGCCAACCUCCGUGUCACAUUUGCAGACACCUUUGUAACACAGAGUUCUGCCUGAAGCCAGCUCCCCACAGAGCACAUCCUUGAAGAUCCCAUUUUCAAUUCUGUGGACAUGACUAAGCCAGCACAGGUGUCGCUGAGGCAGGAGUGUGCACACGCAAGGAAUGUGGGCAUCUUUCUUUGUCCUGCCAUAUGAUGCCCCAAUUCUUCCCGACACAGUGCAAAUGGAAGGCUUGGAGAUGUCGCUUCUGUUGGGUAGAAGCUGCCCACAAUUCGCUACCAUAGAUAUUUAGCUCUCCCAGAAUCAGAGCGUCUCUGCAAAUGUAGUAAACAGGAACCUGAUACUUUGGAGCAUAUUUUCUUUUCUUGUGAUUUUGGCAUCUAUGCCAGAAGACAAUUAUUAGAGGCCUUACAACUCAACAGGCUCAAUUCUAUGCUACCAACGGUUCUGGACCUGCUCUCGGACAGGAAUGAUCAAAUUACUUUAAUAGUGGCUUAAUUUUUGAGUGCUGUCCAUGUAGAAAGACUGGGCCAAUAUAAAGAGAUUUAGUGGUUCUUAACUGAUCGGUGAUGUGGUAGUGUUGUAUUGUAUUAUUUAUGCAAAUUGAUUUUCUCUGGAGUUAAAGAUCUGACUGGGACAAACCUUGUUAUGUUGAGCUCGUAUUUUGCACAAUUUGUAUACGGUGUCUGUUUGAUAAUGUUUGAUAUGCCUAAUAAAGGAUAUUCGAUCCGAAUUCGCUUCCAGAAAUCUGUGCUCAAGCCGCAUGGGCCUUGGUAUUGGUCAUCAGCAUCACAUUCUCCCAUACAAAUGCAUGUACAGUGGAAAUAGCGCCAAAAUGUCCAGUACAUUAGGGGAAAUUGCUUUGCAAAAUAUGUAAAUUAGGAGAAAUUACAUAGAAACAUGUGCAUACAGUAUUUGGAGAAAUUCACACUAAUGAGCUGAUGAAUUUUCAGGCGUUCUGUUUUUCUCGUGCAAGUUGUUUAGUCGUUUAGUCGUGUCCGACUCUUCGUGACCCCAUGGACCAGAGCACGCCAGGCACUCCUGUCUUCCACUGCCUCCCGCAGUUGGGCCAAACUCAUGCUGGUAGCUUCGAGAACACUGUCCAACCAUCUCGUCCUCUGUGGUCCCCUUCUCCUUGUGCCCUCCAUCUUUCCCAGCAUCAGGGUCUUUUCCAGGGAGUCUUCUCUUCUCAUGAGGUGGCCAAAGUAUUGGAGCCUCAGCUUUAGGAUCUGUCCUCCAGCACCAUAAUUCAAAAGCGAUCAGCCUUCUUUAUGGUCCAGCUCUCACUUCCAUACAUCACUACUGGGAAAAGCAUAGCUUUAACUAUACGGACCUCUGUUGGCAAGGUGAUGUCUCUGCUUUUUUAUGAUGCUGUCUAGGUUAGUCUUCUCAUGCAAACUGAUGCAAAAAUAUGGAGAAUGGGAAAUGAGAAACAAACGUGGACAGCUCUGCACCUUCCUAGAUUCAGCUCAGCCCAUUAGGUGUCCACACAUCCUGCUCCUGGUUUUGAAUGAGUCACUCGUGGUCAUUCCAGUGUUUCUUGCAUCUACUCCUGGACAUUGAGAGAAAAGAAGUAUCCCUCAUGUUGUGAAGUGCCCUGAGAUCCCCGGAUGAAGGGCAGUAUCAUACAAAUUUAAUAAACAAAACAAUAAUUUAAUUCUUUGCCUGUAUGACAAGGGAAAAAAUAUGGGAGUCUCCGAACUCUGAAUCAGUGAAAUAAAUGUCUUCUUCCUGACUCACAUUCCAAGGAAGGAAGGUGAUUUCUUCCCCACCACAACCACCACCACCACCACCUCCUCCUCCUCCCUCUUCUGCAAGCGUCUAACUCCAUCCCUCGCCAAGCUUGAAUUUCUACUUGACACCAAGUAAUUAUUAUUUUGAUUGGAGAAGGUUCCACUUUUAACGCGGCUCAGGGUGUUACUCACAGCAUUCCACCCCCUGCAAACUCAUGGUAGCAACCGAAGGCAUGUGAGGGAUUAAAUAAAGAAGCCAAAUGGAUGUCUGCACGUGUGUGAGAAAGAGCCAGCAGAGCAGGAGGACACAAGAAGAGCUGGGGAAGAGGGAUCUUCCAUGAGAACAGGAGAAGGACAGUGAGAGCAAGGAUCAAGCGGUUUAAAUGAAUUCGGAGGGGAGGAAAACCCAGGCAGAGGAGAUCACAAAGGUAGGAACAUCCGCGACUUUAUCACAAAAGACCUUGGAACAGCAUAGCCUUGACCAAUCUGGAGCCUUCCAGGUGUUUUGGACUGGCUGGGGCUGAUGGGAAUUGUGGUCUGAAACAUCUGGAAGACUCCAAAUGUUUGGCAAAGGCUGCAUUUUUCACAUUCUGUUCCAAGUGGCUAUGUUUCGAGCAAUCAUAUCUCCUAUCUGAGCUAUAUCCUGCACUGGGAGCCAUUGUUGAAAAGUAGGCUGUCCAUUGCCAGGUGAUGAAUGAAAUGCACAUCUCAGCUUAUGAUAACCUUUAAACUUUAUUUAGUUAAUAGGGGGAAAUUUGCAGGCUGCUAAGCCUUAGCAAAGGGACACGGGCGGCACUGUGGUCUACACCACUGAGCCUCUUGGGCUUGCCGAUCAGAAGGUUGGUGGUUUGAAUCCCCGCGACAGGGUGAGCUCCCGUUGCUCGGUCCCUGCUCCUGACAACCUAGCAGUUCAAAAGCACCUCAAAGUGCAAGUAGAUAAAUAGGUACUGCUCUGGCAGGAAGGUAAACAGCAUUUCCAUGCGCUGCUCUGGUUUUGCCAGAAGCGACUUAGUCAUGCUGGCCACAUGACCUGGAAAAACUGUCUGCAGACAAAAGUCGGCUCCCUCGGCCAAUAAAGAGAGAUGAGCGCCUCAACCCCAGAGUCGUUUGCGACUGGACUGUCAGGGUCCUUUACCUUUACCUAACUCUUAGCAAAUAUCUGUAGAGUACGAUGAUAUACAUGCAAUAAAUAAAACAGAUUUUAAAAACCCAGAAAUCCGAUAGUGAACAGUUUCACACUGUUUAGGGUUUAAUAUCCAGUGUAUUUAAAGAAAGAAUGGGUUUAUUCUACCAGAUGCUUACAGGUGAAAUGUUCCUCCUAGCUCUAUUAAAACUGAUGGGAUUUUGAAUGACACUUGAGACUUCAGCACUGAAUGAAACGCUCCAAUGCACUUUCUUCAGAUUAACACAGCCCUAAUAUAUCCGCGGGACACGGGUGGCGCUGUGGGUUAAGCCACAGAGCCCAGGACUUGCCGAUCAGAAGGUCGGCGGUUUGAAUCCCCGCGACGGGGUGAGCUCCCGUUGUUUGGUCCCUGCUCCUGCCAACCUAGCAGUUCGAAAGCACGUCAAAGUGCAAGUAGAUAAAUAGGUACCGCUCCAGCGGGAAGGUAAACAGCAUUUCCAUGCGCUGCUCUGGUUCACCAGAAGCGGCUUAGUCAUGCUGGCCACAUGACCCGGAAGCUGUCUGCGGACAAACGCCGGCUCCCUUGGCCAAUAAAGCAAGAUGAGCGCUGCAACCCCAGAGACAGUCACGACUGGAUCUAAUGGUCAGGAGUCCCUUUACCUUUAAUAUAUCAGUACAAAUUGUCCUUAUUUAUCAGGCGAAGACUCUGCAUUGUAUACAACGCUGCACAAGCUGAGUUUUGCUCUUACAACAGGACUGCCGUUUCUUCCCAUCCCAGUGUGUGCUACCCAAAUCUGCUCUUUGUGUGUGUGUGGGUGUCCUCCAAUCCCCUGGAGUAGAUUUUGAGGGGAUGGAGGGAAGGGGAGUUGAAGAAGACGGUCUCUUGCAUGAACAUAUGAAGUAGUUGCAGCAUUGGAUCACACCUCUUGUGUUCUGAUACCCACCUGUGCAAACAGUACUGUUAUAAAAGGGGUGGGGGGACUUGUGGCUCCUCAGAUGUUGCUGGACUUCCAGCUCCAACCACCCCUGACCACUGAGUUGUUCUGUCUGGGGCUGGAAGGAGUUGAUGGCAGCUGGACCACUGGUUCCUCAUCCCUACAAUAUAUUGUUACGUCACUAGGAGGCACUGGACUACAGACAGUGGCCUCAAAGUUGGGCAGCUUUCAAAGGGGAUGAGUCAAAAUUCCUGGAGGAAAAACUUUCAGUGGGAACUAAUCAUGUAAGCCUCCUGAAUCAGAGGCAGUUGUACAACUGUACAGUAAAAACCAUUUUUAAAAGUUAACAGCAGACAUGAAUCAUGGUAGAAAUACGUGUUCUUAAUUGCCUGCAUAGGCCUGGAGGAAUAGCAAAGUUCCCAGCAGGCGUUUAGAAGUUGAAACGUUUGAAAUAUUUAUUAAAACCACCCUUCCUCCAAAGGUGUUUGGGGAGACAUAAAACAAAUAUAUAUAAAUAUCAUAACACAAACCGUAUAAGCAGGAUGCCUCUGAAUGUUGAUAACUGGAGGGCGGCAGCAGGGGGCGCCGUUGUGCUCAUACACUGCUUGGGGGAUUCCUAGGGGAAUCUGGUUGGUCAGUAUGGGAAAUGGGAUGUAGGGUCUAGGCAGGCCUUUUUUCUUAUCUAGCUAAAGGAUCUCCUUUCUUUUUUACAUAACUGACCAAAAAAAAUUUGAUGUUUUACAAAGGGACGCUUGCUUUAUCACCAUAUAUGAUUAACAUUCCCCUCCCGCUUUUGAGUUUGCUAAUACAUAUGAUAUUAAUACUAUUAUAAUACUAUUAUAUGCUACUAUAUAAUACUAUUAUAACACUAUAAUACUAUUAAUACUUGUAAUAAUGCAAGCGUACAAUACAAGCGUCCCCUCACUUACGCAGCUCCCACACGCCUAAGUGAAAUCACGCCAAGUGAGGAGCACCCUCUAAACACCCUCUCUGUUGCUCUCUUCAAUCUAUACCAAAAAUACUGUAUCCAAAAUUAUCUGCAACUAGAAUUGAAGCUCUGGGGCCGGCAGGAGGCCAGAGGACGUGUGGGAAAGAGGCUGUGGCAGCUGCGCUACCCCGCACAUCAGCUGUUAGGCAGGGAGGCUGAGCAGUGCAAACAAAGCCCUGCUGCACCUCUGGUCUCUUCGGGGCUUCCUCUGCCCCCACUGACAUCUUCUUCAGGCUCCAGGGAGGGUCUCCUCGCAAGCCACAAGGACUCUCCAGCUCUCUCCCGCCGUUUCCAGGCUUGGAUCGAAUUAUUUCAUUUCUUUCCCAGUGCCGUGAACAUAAGCCGGCGUGUGUAAGCGCAGGGGGCAGGGGCCUGUAGUCACCAAUGUAUUUCUGAUGGCUUGAUGAACUUACUCACAACCCUGGUAUUCAAAAUAAAACCAUAAAGCUUAAAAAAAUAUCUCAGCCCAUUCAGUGUUUCGGCCAAGGACACAGCCCCUUCGAUUCUUCCUUUUGUGUCAGAUGGCAAAGUAACAAGGAAGACUUCCGUAGAUUAAACCAGGGGUGGGGAGCUGGAUUAUGAGCUUUGAUAGGUGUGGGUGGCUCUGGCCACCUAUCAUUCACCUGGUCUUACAAUGACAUCCGGUGACCUUUUUGACCUGCUGAUGGUCAGGGUCUUGUGAAGCCCCUUUCAAAGCACUAUCUUUGAUCCCAGGCACCUCCAGGCAAGGGGAUGGAAGCUUUCCCUCUUUGGAAAGCCGGAGAGCUGCUGUCAGCCAGUGUGGACAUUACUGAGCAAGAUGGACCAAUGGUCUGACUCAGUGGAAGGCAGCUUCCUAUGUUCCUAUCUCGGCUUAUAAAGCCAAGUUAAGAUUGUCCGGAUGCGGCCGCUGCGAGGAGCCUUGAAAACUGAAGGCGCCAUAUGAGCUGCUCCUCAGAUCAGCGGUGGAACGAGGCAGCCAUUUCCAUCCAGUAAUGCGUUUGUCACAAUCAGUUUUGCUACAGGUCAGCUUCCGCCAAAACCUAAAUUAUUUGUCUCAUUAGCCACUGUUUCUGAAACUAGCGUUAUUUGUGUAAUUAAGCACUUCAGUGGAGGAGAAACAUAAAAACCAAUGCAGUAAAUAAUGUAAUUAUUUGCAUAGCGUUUGCGGACUAAAACAACAACAACACCCAAUACCAUGCAUAUUCGAUCGGGCAGUUUCCAAUACUGACCUCCGUCAAUGGUCUGCAAUUUGCGUUCCUGUUUCCAUUUCCCCUCAUUCCAGGAAUUUGAAAUUUGAAAAAUUCAAUGCGCCCCAAGUCUUACUGUCUGCUGUGGCAAAGUUACUAACUUACAAAAGUUCAUGUAAGUUAUGUUGACGUUAUGUUAUUCCAACCCGUUUGUUUCUUUUUUAUAUAUAUAUAAGAUAUUUAUUAAGAUUUUCAGAAAAUUACAAUAUAAAAAUGAAAAAGAAAAAGAAAAUACAAAGUUACAAUAUAAAAAUGAAAAAGAAAAAGAAAAUACAAAAUAAAGAUGAUUAAAAACCACUCAAUUUUUCCAUUACUUAUUUUUCCUUAGCUUGUUUCCCGGACCUCCUCCUACCUCCCUUUUUUGUAUUCCAGUUCAAUUUGUUGGUUCAGCAAAUCCUUACCCUCUUUAUUUAUCCUAAUCUUUGGUCUUAAAAUAGUAACGUUAGAUUUUUACCUAUUAACAACCCAUUUUUCAUAUUCCCUUAAAGCAUUACAGCUGGAAACCACUUAAUUCUAUCCAACAUCAUUCUAACAUUCAUUAAUUUUACAAUAUUUCUGUAGAUAGUCUUUGAAUUUCUUCCAGUCUUCUUCCACCGACUCUUCUCCCUGGUCUCGGAUUCUGCCAGUCAUUUCUGCCAGUUCCAUGUAGUCCAUCAGCUUCAUCUGCCAUUCUUCCAGAGUGGAUAGAUCUUGUGUCUUCCAAUACUUUGCAAUGAGUAUUCUUGCUGCUGUUGUAGCAUACAUAAAAAAAGUUCUGUCCUUCUUUGGCACCAAUUGGCCGACUAUGCCUAGGAGAAAGGCCUCUGGUUUCUUCAAAAAGGUAUAUUUAAAUACCUUUUUCAAUUCAUUAUAUAUCAUCUCCCAGAAAGCCUUAAUCCUUGGGCACGUCCACCAAAGGUGAAAGAAUGUACCUUCCGUUUCUUUACAUUUCCAGCAUUUGUUAUCGGGCAAAUGAUAAAUUUUUGCAAGCUUGACUGGGGUCAUGUACCACCUGUAUAUCAUUUUCAUAAUAUUCUCUCUUAAGGCAUUACAUGCCGUAAACUUCAUACCUGUGGUCCAUAACUGUUCCCAGUCAGCCAUCAUUAUGUUAUGUCCAACAUCUUGUGCCCAUUUAAUCAUAGCAGAUUUCACCGUUUCAUCCUGAGUAUUCCAUUUCAACAACAAGUUAUACAUCUUUGACAAAGUCUUAGUUUUGGGUUCUAACAGUUCUGUUUCUAAUUUUGAUUUUUCCACCUGGAAACCAAUUUUCUUGUCCAAAUUAUAUGCCUCCAUUAUCUGAUAAUAAUGAAGCCAGUCUCGCACUUUGAUUUUUAAUUUCUCAAAACUCUGCAAUUUCAGUCUAUCUCCGUCUUGUUCCAAAAUUUCCCAAUAUUUCGGCCAUUUGGCCUCCAUAUUGAGCUUUUUCAGAGCUUUUGCUUCCAUCGGUGACAACCACCUUGGGGUUUUAUUUUCCAAUAAGUCCUUAUAUCUUAUCCAGACAUUAAACAAUGCUUUCCUGACAAUAUGGUUUUUAAAUGCUUUAUGUGCUUUGACCUUGUCAUACCACAGAUAUGCAUGCCAUCCAAAUACAUUGUUAAAACCUUCUAGAUCCAAAAUGUCAGUGUUUUCAAGAAGCAACCAUUCUUUCAACCAGCAAAAAGCUGCUGAUUCAUAGUAAAGUUUAAAGUCUGGCAGGGCAAAUCCACCUCUUUCCUUUGCAUCUGUUAAUAUUUUAAAUUUUAUUCUAGGCUUCUUGCCCUGCCAGACAAAUCUAGAAAUAUCUCUCUGCCACCUCUUGAAACAGUCCAUUUUGUCUACAAUUUGCAAUGUUUGAAACAAAAACAACAUUCUAGGCAAUACAUUCAUUUUUACCGCAGCAAUACGGCUCAGCAGUGAAAGCUUCAAAUUUGACCAAAUUUCUAAAUCUUUUUUCACUUCAGCCCAGCAUUUUUCAUAGUUGUCUUUAAAUAAAUUCCCAUUUUUUGCUCUCAUGUUAAUCCCCAAGUAUUUAACUUUCUUAACCACUGUUAAACCUGUCUCAUUCUGAAACCUCUCUCUCUCCAUUGGUGUUAAAUUUUUCUCUAAAACCUUAGUCUUUAACUUAUUCAAUUUAAAUCCUGCAACUUGACCAAAAGUACUCUUUUAGUACUAGAUUCUGGCUCCUGUAACGUCAAUACUAAGUCAUCCACCCCGUUUGUUUCAGCGCAAAGGAAACACAAUGCAUUUGGGGAACGGGAAUAAGCACAAUCAAUUAUGUAUCGUUUGCUUAUGAUUUGCAUGUGCCAAAUAGAUUGAUUUCUCUUUGCGAAACCUGGGGUGCCUGGGUCCAUGCUACAAAUUAUAGGGAGACCUAAUGAAAACGAAAGCUUCUUCUUUAGAAAGAUGCAUAUUAACACAGGAGACUGAAAUAAUCACAGAAUUUGGCAGAGGCUGGUUUCCUGCCCUCGGGCACCACGGCACUCGCGUGAACCCCGUGUCCCUUACCAGCGAGGCCAAGUCCGCCCCCACAUUCCCCCCGCCUGUUGCAACCCGGCCCACGAAAACAGGUCAGGGGAGGUUUGAGGGAGCUCCUGCAAUCCUCAGCCCGCUGAAGAGGGGUGGAGGCUGCGAGGAAGGAAUGUUCCCCAACUGCCUGCCUGCCUGCCUACUCUUUAAGUACCAGGAAGGAUCCUGAAGGGAAUAAAGCACGAUUCCCUCUCAGAGCUGCGGCGAGAGCAACUGGAGCAGCCUUCUCGGCACUUCCGAGUGCCGAGGCCACAUGAGGAUUUUUAGACCCUGAGAAAGUUUGGCUCUGCUGACACCCAAAGGCCCUUGAUAUGAUCUAGGGUAAGUCUGGAGAUGCUUCUGGGGUUGCGGCUGUCCGAUGGGAAAUUUGGUAGGACCUCAGAUACACCUGGCCACAUAUGCCCUUUGGGCGAGUGAAUGCAGCCGGCCAUUUAAGCGAGGCGUCACCCUCGGAGGGCGAAAGGGCUGGUCAUCCAAUUUGGCAGAGUGACGUGCCCACCCUCAGGCACAGUUUGUGGUGCUGUCCAGAAAGGCGUGAAUAAUCGGUUAUUAAGGGCGUCCUAUAUUUUACCUAGGGAUGCGGGUGGCGCUGUGGGUUAAACCAUAGAGCCUAGGACUUGCUGAUCAGAAGGUCGGCGGUUCAAAUCCCCGCAACGGGGUGAGCUCCUGUUGCUCGGUCCCAGCUCCUGCCAACCUAGCAGUUCGAAGGUAAAUCAAAAUGCAAGUAGAUAAAUAGGUACCGCUCCGGCGGGAAGGUAAACGGCGUUUCCGUGCGCUGCUCUGGUUCGCCAGAAGCGGCUUAGUCAUGCUGGCCACAUGACCCGGAAGCUGUACACCGGCUCCCUCGGCCAAUAAAGCGAGAUGAGCGCCGCAACCCGAGUUGGCCAUGACUGGACCUAAUGGUCAGGGACCCCUUUACCUUUACCUAUAUUUUACCACUGGAAGUGGAUACACCACUCGGGCAGGAGGACUGUCACCAAAAUGUAAUGGAGAAGGGGCCUCUGGGUAAGGUGGUUGUUCACGCCACGCUGGCAAACGGCAAAGCCAAUUUUAACAUGCUCUAGCUGCUUCCUCACAUUUCCGGCCAGGCGCUGAGAGGUGGCAGAAUUUUGCCCACAAGACCAGAAACACGGAGCAGUAAAUUCCCCUUGCUCUUUUCGGCAAGAUGGCACAGGGCGACCAGAUUACCACUGCAUGGGAGUUACUAUACGAUACGAUAAUCUUUACUGUCAUCGUCCCAUACAGAACAACGAAAUUGAAAAUCAGACAUUCAGAAACCAAUAAGCCUGUUAUCCCAGCUAUCCCAGCCUGGUUAGCCCCCUAAAAACUCUGAGACCCCAUAAUAUACUCCCAUAGUACUCCCAUAGAGACUACCUUACACUGGGUGUAAAUGGUCAUCUUUUUGCACCCAGCUGUGACCUUGGCUUGCAGGUUAGGCUGCUGCUGCUGCUACUGCUGGCAAAAUGGCUUUUUCUUUCCAGGUGUCCUCCACACCUCAGCCAACCGCAGCUCCCAUUAACUUGUGAGCAAGGUCAUAGAAUCGCAGAGUCGGAAGGGACCACGGUGGUCAUCUAGUCCAACCCCCUGCAAUCUUUCGCCCAAAGCGGGGCUCGAACUCACAGCCCCUGGAUUAAGAGCCUCAUGCUCUACCAAUUGAGCUAAAUGAAAUGAAGUUUCCCCAGCCAGUAACGUGGGGGUGGGGAGAGGCUUCACCUGCUGUAUUUCUGCCUGUCCCACAGCUGUUUAAAAGCACAGGCCAGCCUGAAUAACGGCUAAGUCUGAGCCACUCACCGGGUGCUUGUAGAGCCAGGUAUGCAAAUGUAAUAUUUGUUAUUUGUGUAUUCUGAAUGUUUCCUUGCCGUUUUUCAACCACGCUAGCAGUAGAGGGCAGCAGAGGAGGAUGAGAAAGCAGGAAAUUCUCUCUUAAUCGAUAAGCUCUCGUCACUGGUAAUUAAAAUCCUGGCGUCCCAUAAUGGCCCUGAAAACUGGGACGCCUCCUCCGCAGCCUUAGUCAUGCUCCAUUCUUCCCAGCUGGAAAGGAAAGACAGCAGCUGAGGAGUGUGGCUGCCACACCUGAUUUUCUGAGUGUUUUUCUGUCAGUCUGUAGCAUUUCCAGCUGGUGCGGUUAAUUACGCCUUUGCAUCCUUUUACAUCACCCAGCUCUGAUGAGGCCUGCCCACUCUGAGCGCUUAAUACUUCUUUUGCCUUUUCCCUUCUCCUUACCCUUUUCCCUUCUGCUCCUAACAGGAGCAUAAGAGCCGUACUUCAUUAGACCGAUGUCCCCAUCAGUCCCUGUUUCCUGCUUCCAACAGUGGUCAGCUGGUUUUCUUUCUCUCUUUUUUCUCUAGUUUUUUUUUUAUUGGUUUUCAAAUUAUUAUAGAACCACAGAGACAAACAAUUAAAACAAACGAACAAAACCCAUAAUAUACCGUAUUUUUUGCUCUAUAAGACUCACUUUUUCCCUCCUAAAAAGUAAGGGGAAACGUGUGUGCAUCUUACGGAGCGAAUGCAGGCUGCGCAUCUAUCACAGAAGCCAGAACAGCAAGAGGGAUUGCUGCUUUCACUGCGCAGCGAUCCCUCUUGCUGUUCUGGCUUCUAAGAUUCAGAAUAUUUUUUUUCUUGUUUUCCUCCUCCAAAAACUAGGUGCGUCUUGUGGUCUGGUGCGUCUUAUAGAGCGAAAAAUACGGUAUCCAACCGUGCGUUAAUACGCACACAUAAACUAAGCGUAUUAACUAGUAACACCUAAUUUAAGAUCAUGACGUACUUGAAAACCUGAAACUAAAACGAUAUGUCAUAAAGUCCCACAAUGUUGAGUAGAAAUGAACAGAAUCUACCUGUCCCUUAGAGACCUGUAACCUAUGCGCUAUUUUAUCAGCAAAAACUGAAUUCAAGAUAUUUUUAUACUGUAAUGAUAUAAUCAGAUUUUUCCAUUGUUGUGCCAUAGAGAUUCUGGCAGCUGCGGGCACCCAUGUCAGAAGUUCAUUUUGGUGAAAUGUCCACAUAGUAUCUGUCCACAUAUUUAUUAGGGCUAACUGAGGAGAAAUUGAACGUGUGUUUUAAUCAUCUUUGAUGUCUCCUGGUAGAUUUCAUUACAGAAUAAGGCACCCUUUGGGCAUUCCCAACAGAGAUGGAAAAAGUCCCUUUAUCCCCACAGCCUCUCCAACUAUUUGGUGAUGUAUUGCAAGCAAUAUAAGAAAGUUGAAUGGGUAUACAAUGUAUAAGAUUUAAGGAACAUUCUCUCACAUGUGCAGAUACAGUGGUACCUCGGUUUAAGAACAGUCCUGUUUACGAACAAUUCAGUUUACGAACAUUUCGGUUUACGAACAUUUCGGUUUACGAACUCUGCAAAACCGGAAGUAGUGUCCCAGUUUGCAAACUUUACCUCAGUCUAAGAACGGAAUCUGGAGGUGGGAGGCAUGCCUCGGUUUAAGAACGGUUUCGGUUUAAGAACGGACUUCCAGAACGGAUUAAGUUCAUAAACUGAGGUACCACUGUACUUAAUUGUGUGGCUUAUUAUUUAAGUGGGUUAAAAAACAACCCAACUAGUCUUCUAUUUGUUUUUUAAAGAUCCUCAAGGUAGCAUACAAGAAAUUAAAAAGCUACUAUAUUUUUUGGGAAAGUUGUUUCUCUGUUUGCUUUUGGACACCUCUUAAGAUAUUGUAACCCAUUUUUGCACAAUGGUUCCUGAGAUCAAGGACCAGGUUUUCUUCUGUGUUCAGAUACAAUAGGAUGCCAUUUUGAUUCAAGAUGGAGGACUGAACUUUUAGCCACUGGUUUCAAAACUGCACGGAUACGUUGGUUUCUUAGAAUUCCCAAGCCAUGCCUAUUACAAUGUUGCUAGUACACAAUAAAAUGAUGAGGUAUAGACUAAAAUGAGAAUAAAGCAGCACACAGAAUAAAACCAGCAAAUGACAUAAAAGUCAUGACACUUCAUGUCAAAGAUCAGGAAAAAUUUAUUUUAUUGGGGGGGGGGCUGGAGCCUAUAUGACAAUAGUAGUUGACAGAGGGGAAAUGUCCCUCGGGAGGGAAUUCCAAAGCCAGGGAGCUACCACAGAAAAGGUCCCGUCUCUCCUGUAAUCACCUGCUUAAUCUCUGGUGACGAGGGAACUUGGGCAAGGGCCUCCGUUGCUGAAAAGCCUACAAGGCAACAGGCAUCCCCAUUGCUUGCUUUCAGCAUCUGGUGUUUGCAUGUUGACUGCCUCUCCGCAUGGAGGUUCCACAUGGAGUGAUCAUUGCCAAUGCAGCUGUUCAGUGGAACCUCCCGGGUGAGAUGCAGUUUACCUGUCUGAGUUGGGGACAGUUGUCACCCACCCUGUUCUGUUUAUGAGCUCUUGGUGGGGGGGACUUCACCAAUUCAGCUAGACGCUAUGUUACGUGGAUCUUUGUCUGAUCCAGCAAGGACUUCUCAUAGCCUCCGAUGUUCCUCAAAAGGAAAUCAAGCAUUUCACAAUCUGAUCUUAGUGCCUCACGGGGCCUUGCCAGGCAAUUCACAAACACAUGACGGUCUCACCACUGCGUUACUCACUGCGCGAUUGCUCCACAACGUUUUUUCACUGCACAAUAGAGAGUGCCAAGUCAUUUGAAUACCUAGUACAGCAAACUAAUUGAUUUAGGGCGCCAGCAGAUUGAAUACAAGCUUCAGAACACUCUUAAGCCUCGUAGUCACUGCCAGGCAGUGAAGUCAGCACCAAGAUAGAUGUCUGCCCUCGUAUCAGACAGUUUCCCAUCUGCCUAGCCGGCCAAGUCACUGCGAUCUCUUCCUUCACCUCUCGAAGGAACAAACUAACCCCCGGGACUGAGUUGUGGGUGGCCAGCCGGACGCUGCAGCAGCAGGGAAAUGACAGCUCAACUGACUUGUUUAAUUCCACGUAGAAGAAAAUGAAAAGCAGCCUCCAGCCUUUGUGGAAAUACGUAAGAUAAAUGGUGUAGUCAGGAUUCUCCUCAAGUGCCAAUAAUACAAUUAAAUAGCUUAACAAGGCCACCUGUAUUUAUGUUCCGGAAGUUCCCUGCUCCCUUAGGCACACUCAACACAAAAUUUAUGGAUAACAGGCCUUAAACGGUUGCCUGAGAUAGUGGGCUGCUUCCUUCUCAGCUUCCUUCUGAGCUGGAAGAGGCAUAAUAUUCUGCUUUAGUUGCAGGGGGUGGGCCAGAGGUGUGGGAUAAGUGUGCAUACGAGUGUCAGAUCGGCUACAGUUACACAGUCCUUGAAAGGAUGCUCACAGUAAGCGGUGGAUGAGUGACAGUUUUGGUUUCUCUCCGUUUCUCAUUUUUUAAACCUCCAGUUCCACACAUUUGCCCAUCAGGGUGCACUAAAAAAAAAAAAAAAAGCCCUAAUGAGAACUCAUCGUUUUAGUGGGAAUUUCUACUAAUAUACACAUUUUCCAAUACAAUCUUUACCAGAUAUACACUUAAAUAAAAGCAACUUCCUCAUAUAUAAUACAUUUCUGCAAAUCACUAUAUAUGAGCCAAAACCGAGGGGCAGCUUCUCCAGCCCCCUCUUGCACAGCUCCCAUUCAUUUCAGCAGGAACUUCUCAAUGGACUGUGAUGCGCAAGUCGGUGUUAGAAACGCAACAGCAGAGAUCAUUCUGCGUGCAAUUUAAGGGUUAAUUCUGUGGUACCCUCAACUAGCCGGGGGGGGCAGGAGGAGCUGUUGCUUAGCAACCAGUCAAAGUGGCAUCAUCUUUGUUGCAGUAGCACAUGCUCGGAUUGGCUGUGUAGUUCUGAGGGAGAUUUAGCUCUGUGUGCUUUGUUGAAUGUCUCACUGCUUUGUACAAGGUCUAAUGUAAGGAAAACAAAACCUCUCUGUCCUUCUACACCGGUGUUUUCUGUUUGUUUGUUUGUUUGUUUUCCAGUUCCCUCAGUAAAGUGUUAUCAGGACUUCUUUUCUCUCUGGACCCCGCCCGCGUUAUCUAAGUGACUUUGCUAACCGCCCGCGCUGCCUUUUCCCCAAUCUGCCAGCGCCGCUCUUAAUGACACCCAGUAUUCCUUGCCUUAGCCAGAGGCAGCCCUCCUAUAUCUUAAGACCCCAGGAUCCUUCUCCAGACGUUUGGAAAGGCCUCGCUGCCUUGAGAGAUCUCAGAGCCUUUGCUCCUUUCUGCAUCCUAUCCGUUCCUUCUCUUCGUCACAAAAUAGAGCACACAAAAAAAACCAGAUCUCUGCAAAGCUCCGCAGGACUCCCAAGGCCUGGGAACGAAGCCCAUCCUAGGAAGAAGCAUCCCAUUUGGGGAAAAGAGAAUUCCAGAAGUUUCCAGACUUGUCCAUAACUUAGGCCAGGUUUUGGCUAUCUUUGCCACAUGCAAUUCACGCCUUACACUAUCAAAUGUUUGCCCAGAGUCCAGGUACAUCCCGUCUUCUCACCCAAUUUUCUUUUUGUUUGAGGGUGGGGGGGUGCGGCAAAGUAAUAGGAGAAUCGUGACAAGCUUUUCUUCCCAUGUUUGCUUUUAAACCAUGUUCUCAGGGAGGUAUGGGUGGUACUUGUUUUCUAAAAGGGCAAAUUCCAGGCCUUAAUUCUAAGUAUGUUUUGGGAGUGGGGCCAGUGGCAGUUGUUGAAGGGUGAGAGAAAGGCUCUCUGUACAUGCACGUGGGGACCUUUAUUUAUUAUAGACCAUUAAUUGAAACAUAUCUCAUUAAAUGGGAAUAAAAUGGAAUGGAUGUGGCCUAAAGGAGGAGGCAGGGCUUCUAAGUCUGGUAGUACCAGGGAGAGUGAUGGCUGCUUAUAUGGCUGGGUCGGAUUCUGUCAGGCUCUUCUCGUUAAGUUUAUAUGUAUAAGUUCCACUAUUGUUAAGUUCCAAUGUCUUCGUUCAAACCCAACCAUGACAGAUGCCAUUGUGGCUCCGCUCCUCACCCAACUCAACUCCCUUCUGUCCCCAAGUCCUUCUCAAAGGGCUAGUAUUUUUUAAAUCAAAAGCCGAGCUGAGAGUAGCUAUUUUGAAGAAAGGACGACCGCCCACGGCAGUCUCCCUCAAAAAGGACAUUGCAUUUGUCAUUUGCCUAUUUGCCAUUUGCCAAAAGCUCUCUUCCUCUCAGACUUCAUAUUUUCUGUUGAAAGGCAGCGGUGUUGGCUGCUAGUUCUAAUCCUGGACCAGAUUUCCUUUAGUCUCGCUCGGACUUUUGAGUUGGCGACUCCAGGCGGGUUCUUGUCCUUGGGGGGCUGGAUUUGGGCCCCGGGGUGUCCAGUUGCCGAUUCUCUCCUUUAACGGGUUUGAAUUUUUGCAAGCAGAGCAUAAUAUAACCAGAGAAACUCCCAAGGCACUCCGCUGUGCCCCCCCCCCGGUAGAAAGGAGAUGAAAGCAGGCAGCAAAUGACAUUCAACAAAUACUUUGCUUGCUUUCCGUAAUACAUCGGCUCUCCUAAAUGCACCAGCCUUUUUUCAAGGUAUUGUUUAAAAAGAAAAAGGCUCUCUCUAGUUGAUACGAGAGCAGGGUUGUGCGGCCUUCCUUGACUCAGCCCUCCUCCGUCACAUUCCCACCUCUUCAAAAACCAGUCACCAACCACUUAAUGCGCUGCAAAGCCAUUAUCUUCCUCAGGUGACUGAGAUAUUUGUCUUGCUAAUUUGUUUUGUUGGUAUGCGAAGGCAGAUUUCAGGAUGCGUUCCAACUUUUUGCCACGCCUGCUGGAUAUUUCGUUCCGCUCGGUUUUUAACCUUGGGUAGACUGAGGAAACGCGUGCCGUCGUUUCUGUCUCAUCGGCUGUACCUGCCCAGACAGGUACAUCGCCGCAUUGCUUCCUUUGGGCUUUUUGACAACAAUUCCACCACCCCCAAAAAAACCCCAAAAAUCUGGUGGGGAAGAGGGAGAGAAUUACAGCCACAGUGGGACACUGACACAACUGCCUGAAAUACAGUUUUGGAAAAGAAGUUUAGCUGCCUAAGGCAACUGCUGAGACCGGUCUCUUUCUCUCUUGCAGGGUCCCAACUAUCUGGGGACUCUGGUGAGUUUGCCUCCUGCAGCUCCACCACCUCCACUUCCAGCUCCAGCUCCAGCUCCUACUCCAGCUUCACCUCCGGCUCCAGCUCCACCUCCUGCUCCUGCUCUAGCUCUAGCUUUAGCUCCAGCUCCACCGAUGAGCUGCUGCAAUGACGAGAUCACCAGGUUGCAUCGCUGCGAAGAUCACCAUGACGGAGGCUGCCCAUGCUCUGGCGAGGGCUCGCAUUGCUCGAACGCAGAAUGCCACAGCCGGAAAGGUAAGCCCUUUCCUGACUCACGGCAGCUGGGUUUGGGUGUAGUAUGGGAGAGCGGGUCAGGUCAUUCCGUUUAUUUAUUGUUGCGUUCGUACCCCGCCUGUGCUCUAAGGUACGUGUUGAGCUCAGGUGCCCGUGGUUCUCCCUUGCCCGGGUUUAUUAUCACAACGACCCUGCGAGGUAGGUUCGGCUGAGAGGAGGUGACUGGCCCAAGGCCACUCAGUGAGCUUCGUGGCGGACAGGGGGUUUCAAACUAGGUACCCCAGGUUUAAAUCCCGUUGGCUCCCCAUUAAAAGGUGUGUUAAAAGAAACAGUAUACCGUAUUUUUCGCUGUAUAAGACGCACCAGACUAUAAUUAUGGACGCACCUAGUGUUUGGAGGAGGAAAACAAGAAAAAAAAUAUUCUGAAUCUCAGAAGCCAGAACAACAAGAGGGAUCGCUGCACAGCGAAAGCAGCAAUCCCUCUUGCUGUUCUGGCUUCUGGGAUAGCUGUGCAGCCUGCAUUCGCUCCAUAAGACGCACACACAUUUCCUCUUACUUUUUAGGAGGGAAAAAGAGAGUCUAAAAAUACGGUACUCUAAAAAUUGGAAUGGUAGGAAUUGUUUUCGAAUUUCAUCUUCCAAUUGUUAAAUCUGAGCAUCAACAGGACUUCUGUUCUUCAUUUUUUGGAACAAAACGUGUAUCACUUUACCACUUUCUUCAGAUCCCCAACAAUAGUUUUCUUAAACAGAAACUGAAAAAAAGUUGUUUAUACAGUAGGCUUCCCACUCACCACCUGAAUUAAAAAAAUAAUAAUAAUUCUCAGAAGGUUAACUGCCAAUUAGAACUUUUGUUUUGUUGCAGCGAACAAUUCCUGUAAGUAGGAAGUUAAUUAGUGCUUACUUCCGAAACAUAUUUGAAUAGUUAUUUCAUUAAUUAGCAUAAUAUGUCAAGCCUUCAGUUGCUUAACAACUUCUCCUUCUUUUUCAAAUACUUUGCAACAAGCAUUAGGGCUGCCAUUCAGAAGUUAUGAAUUAAUUGCUAGAUUUUGCUUCCUGAUGUGGCGCUUCAGGUUAUUUCAGAAACAAACUCAGGGAUAAGUUACUGAAUCCAACUGCCAUCGUUUGAACAGCUCAACAAUUCUCUUUGCAGAUUUCCUAAGAACAUUUUUUCUAUGUUAAUUACUUUACACCUUCAACAAUUCCCCAUCACAUAAGGAAAAAAAAGUCCUUGCAUCUAGCAUGGAUGCGAUACCCUUGGGAGUAAUAUCUUUUAAGGAAUAUUAAUAAAGCAGCCCCAUUUUUAUAAAUUUAAUGCCAUGCUUGCACUUAAAAAUCUUGUUCUUAGAUCUAUUUCUUUUUAUAUUUAUUUUCACAAGAUCCUCAUUAAGAAAAAAAAAUUUCAAAAAAAAGAAGCAGCCCUUCAUCAUUUGAAUUCAUAGCUGUAAUUACUGUAUUCAUUUGUGAGCCACUUCCUGGUCAGUUAGACCCUUCUUUGAAGCCUAUACCUCAAAUCCCUAAUGUGAAAGAAAGGUUGAUGUUCCUGCACUUGAAUUUUGCAUUAUUUCUGCUUGAUUUAAAAAAACAACAGCAGAAACUGAAGCCCAGUUCUGACACGGUCAUGGGUUAUGCUACUUCAGACUACAGAUAGGGGCACAUAUAAAUAAAUGCACUACAUGGGGAGGGGGGGAAAUCCUUGCACAAAAAACCUAGCCUAAGCUUCCCCUGACAUUCUGAUUUUGUGUGUGGAGGGAAUUAUUGCUAUGGAAGAGGAUUCAGUAGUGUGAAGCUUUUCCUGCAGUUUAGAAUGGUACAGACCAGACUCCAUACACAGACUUGACUUUAGCCAGUUCUUAUGCACUAAAGUUCCUAUUUCUUUGAGGAACAACAGGCUCCAUCUGGAAAAAAACGCAGGAGGAAAUUGGCGAUUGUGGAACAUUGCAUUUUAUUUUGACAACAGCCCUGUGAGGUAUGUUAGGCCGAGGUGUGGUGCGUGGCCCAAGGCCACCAGCAAGAAUCAUGACUGGAUGAGGGGAAGGAUUUGAACUCAAGAUCUACCCUGUCGAAGUCCAGCACUCUGUUAAUUUAGGGUCUGUCUUAAAACAUGCCUUGGCCUGAAAGAACAUGAGACAUCCGCUUUGUUGAAGCUAAGCAGUUUUGGGUCUGGAUGGAAAGCCUUCCUUGCUAUUUUAUUAUUUUCAUCACGAAAGUGAGACAGAAUAUAUGGGUGUUUUCCACCAGUUUGGAGCGGUAGCUCUUUUUCUGAGGGGGGUGUGUGUUGCUGUUACUUUUUGCAUGCCUGUUUGCAGAGCGUUAAGGAAAUUCUGGAAUGUAGGUCACACCUGAAUAGUAGCAAUGUAAUUUAUGUGUUUUAAACCAUUACAGUGGGUGGCGUGUGCGGAAGGAAGGUCUGGAUGUUACAGGAACACCCAGGGGAGGAAGUGCUGUUGUGCUUCUUGGCAUUCUGUGGACCAGAGACGCAUUUCACUCCCGCCAGGGCAUACCCUGUUGGUGCUUUACUACCCACUGCCAACCCUCAAGUAUGCAAAAAUAGGCUUGGAUGCACGUGGACUAUUGCUCUAGGGCGGUUCAUAAAAAACUUUUUUUAAAAAAAUGCCUGCUCCAAAGGUCUUAUCUUACUACAGUGGUGCCCCGCAAGACGAAUGCCUCGCAAGACGGAAAACCCGCUAGACGAAAGGGUUUUCCGUUUUUGAGUUGCUUCGCAGGACGAAUUUCCCUAUGGGCUUGCUUCGCAAGACGAAAAUGUCUUGCGAGUCUUGAGAUUUUUUUUCCGCUUUCCCCCCCUUUAUCUAAGCCGCUAAGCCUUUAAUAGCCUUUUAGCAGCUAAUCCGAUAAGCCGAUAAGCCUUUAAUAGCCGCUAAACCGCUAAUAGCACUAAUCCGUUAAGCCGCUAAUAGGGUUGCUUCGCAAGACGAAAAAACCGCUAGACGAAGACUCUCGCGGAACGGAUUAAUUUCGUCUUGCGAGGCACCACUGUACUUACUUACUAGGGAUUAUAUAGCUAUAUCUGAAAAUUAAUACUGUACUUGACUGGUUUUCUAGAGCUCAUCAUUAUUUUCAUUCCUUUUGCAACAUUUUGCAUGAAGCGAGUUUUACCUUGAUGUUGCUUGAGCAAGCAAUGUGCAUGAGCAGGAUGCUUCAUUUUUGGUAAACGAGGAGUCAGACUGUAAAAGGAUUGUUGCUGCAACAGCCACUGCUGGCCCAUAUACCGGACUUAACUGGUCCUCUAGCGUUCAUCAUUAUUUUCACUCCAGACAUAUCUGAAAUUUCAUGCAUAUCAGUUAAUAUCUUGACCCUCCUCCACGAAAAUAGCUGUUUACUUGGCCGUUUUCCUACGUCGUGAAGGCUGAAAUUUCAAUUCAGUGGAGCAGGGUCAAGAUAUUAACUGAUAUGCAUGGAAUUUCAGAUAUAGCUAUAUAAUCCCUAGUGUAGUGUGAUAAGACCUUUGGAGCAGGCAUUUUCAAAAAUAUAUACAUUUAUGAACCGCCCUACUAUUGCUCUGUGGUACAGCAGGUACUUUAUGUACCGAAAGCCCCAGGUAUGACCCCCAGGUAGAACUGGAAAAGAUUCCUGCCUGAAACCUCAGGAAGUGGGCUGCUGAUCAGCACAGAUAAUUCUAAGCUAGAUGCAGCCAAGCUAGUGGCAAACGUAUUGCUCUGAUAUAGUCAUUUGGACAGCCCUGGACCUCUAUGUACACUACCCAGGCUUGCAGCCCAAGGGGGUCACUGCUGGGCUGCUAGUACAUUUCACCCCCGGAGGCGCACUCCAUUUACUCUCAAGACAGACAGGUGCCAACCAGAUGGGCCAAUGGGAUCCACUGGUAUAAGGCACAUCCCUGUGCUCUUCUUAUAGAGAAUACCUGUGCAGCAUCAAAAGCCUGCGUGGCUGGGUGGACAUGGGGAGUGUUGCGGACAGGAUAUCCCAGAGGCAGAAUGUCAGACGCCCUGCGAGGCUUCUCUUGUCCCUGAACGUCCUCAUGAUUAACAGGGCCAAGUGGGAGAUGCAACAUGAGCAAUGCACUACACCCUCUUGUGGCAUAGGAAUAUCUGGAAAUGAUGCCAAGCAGCCGGAAAUUCCAGAGCCAAUUCCGUUGUAAGGCGGAAACGCGGGAGAUUUAGGAGCCUAUCACCACGUUUCUGUCAUUGGAACGUAUCUGUGCCAUCCCCGAGUCAAAAUAAUCUUAGGGUGCUUUUGUUCUUUAAAAAUAUUUAGGGGUACAUGGACAAAAGUACAGAGAGCAUGCAUUACCUCAUGAUGGUGAAAAAUAGUAAUUUUCCUACUCAUCUUGAAAUACUGCCCCUCAGGGAGGCCAAACUUUCAUCAGUAAAACACCACACAUCCACAUUCCACACUGCUUCACACAUUAAACGCUUGCUUCUGUCUGAGAAUCAGGAAACACCAUUAAGGGAAAUGAGGCCACCAUUGGGGGUAGCAACAGAACUGACGAUUCACCAUGCUAGAGAAGAAACUAACAUAUUUUUUUUUUAAAAAAGUUUCUUCUCCUGUUAGAUUCACAAAAUGUUUAGGGGUAUGUGUACCCCUGCGUCCCCCCAGAAAAAAAGUACUGGGGCUAUGCGCCGCAAAUGACAAAAAUUGUAAUGAGAAGCAAAAAUAAAACAAAAGAAGCUAUACUCUAUUUUAGUAUAUUUAUAUUUAGUGUAUUUUAGUAUAUCUAAGUUUUUAAAUAUAUAAAUAUAAAGUUUUAAUAUUUACUUUUAGCAGAAGUGGAUUUGCUGCAGUAAGGCGACAGAGUACUUUAGUUGCACAAACCUAAAUUUCUGAUAUGCACUUGAAUCCGCUCUGCAAAGUACUGACUGCCUGGAGGCAAUAUUCAUCCUGGUCCUGAAUUUUGAACCAGGAAUUGUCUAACCACAUGUGUCCCUUGCUCACAAACCUCACAGUUGAACUCCACCCAUCGGUAAAGGUAAAGGGACCCCUGACCGUUAGGUCCAGUCACGGACGACUCUGAGGUUGCAGCGCUCAUCUUGCUUUAUUGGCCGAAGGAGCUGGCGUACAGCUUCCGGGUCAUGUGGCCAGCAUGACUAAGCCGCUUCUGGCGAACCAGAGCAGCACAUGGAAACGCCAUUUACCUUCCCUCCGGAGCGGUACCUAUUUAUCUACUUGCACUUUGACGUGCUUUUGAAUUGCUAGGGUGGCAGGAACAGAGACCGAGCAACGGGAGCUCACUGAACUCCACCCAUCGGUACACAACCUAAUUAUGCUGGAGAAGAAAUCUCCAAGAGUCUCUAACAAUUAAGGGACUUUAAAGCUCACCUCAGCUUCCUGUUCAGUCACUGAAUAGGCAAAUAAAAAGACUUAUAAAAAGCGCUUACAGUUGCCAUUAAUUCCACUGAAUAAUUAUCUAAGUUUCCAAGACAGUGAUGAGGAUUCUUUUUUAAGAGUCCUGUAAAAAUGGUUCCUCCAUGCUGAUUUGUGGGCCCAGGAAACAGGUGUGAAUGGAAUAGGGGCUAUCCAGCGUUCCCAAUACAACUUCAUUUACCGGUACCCUUCUCUUUCAUCUUUGUAUUUUAAUAAAACAUUCCAGCAACCUAACUACCGUGCUUGCUCUCACUUAGCCAUUACGGUCCUACCUCCUUUGGUCAGAGGGCCUGGGGCUGGCUAAAUGGGGGACACAAAAGCUGUUAUGCACGUAGCCUUAAUCAUAAGAGUGCAACUGGCACUUUACUGAAUUGAGAGUCAAAUAAGAAACUGAAAGUAAAAGUGCAAAGUAGGUUACAAUUUAAAAGGAACAGUAUUGGGGAGCAGUGUUCGUCCAGUGUCACAUUUUUCUACAAUAUCCCCUUAACCAUGACAUUAGCAAUAAGGUUUGCCAGAUGAAACCUUGGAGGAGCUCAGUGUUUGAAAUUAGCCAGGCGCCAGGAGCAUUUUGCACCUGGCUUUCAACCACUUGUAACCAAGUGAAGAUGCCUGGGAGACAGGAAUGAUGGUGCCUGACAUCUUUACUGAUCUGGCCUGUUUUCACACACUAAUACUAAAUCCUUCGAAGACAGAGGUCCUGUGGCUGGGACGGGACGAUAUGGGAUUGGGAUAUAAUCUUCGACACCUCCCUUUCCAUGGAGGCGCAGAUUGCAGCUAUAACAAAGGUGGCAUUUUUCCACUCCGCCAAGCUAAGCAGUUGGCUCCUUACCUCUCUCGCCCUGACCUAGCCACUGUGAUCCACGCGACGGUCACCUCCAGACUGGAUUGUUGUAACUCGCUCUACAUGGGGCUGCCCUUGAGACUGACCCAGAAACUCCAGCGGGUGCAGAAUGCUGCAGCGAGACUCCUUACGGGGUCUUCGCUGCGAGAUCACAUUCACCCAGUGCUAUACCAGCUGCACUGGCUCCCAGUGGAGUACAGGAUCAGGUUCAAGGUGCUGGUUUUAACCUUUAAAGCCCUAUACGGCCUAGGACCCUCGUACCUACGGGACCGCCUCUCCUGGUAUGCCCCACAGAGAAACUUACGGUCUUCAAAUAAAAACAUAUUGAAGGUCCCAGGCCACAGAGAAGUUAGGCUGGCCUCAACUAGAGCCAGGGCUUUUUCGGCUGUAGCUCCGAUCUGGUGGAACAAUCUGUCACAAGAGACCAGGGCCCUGCGGGACUUGACAUCUUUCCGCAGGGCCUGCAAGACAGAGCUGUUCCACCAGGCCUUUGGCCAGGGCACAGCCUGACUCCCUCCCUCGGCAAUCUUCACGGAGCUCUGGCCCAAUGGUUGCCAGUGGCUUGAUUUGAAAUAAUUUUAUAAUGAAUGAUUUUAGAGUGUUGUUUGUGUUGUACUUUUGUACUGUUUUAUUGUUGUUAGCCGCCCUGAGCCCGGCUUCGGCUGGGGAGGGCGGGAUAUAAAUAAAUUAUUAUUAUAUUAUUAUUAUUAUUAUUAUUAUUAUUAUUAUUAAUACCCCAAUUUGCAGAAUUCUAUCAAUUGUAUUUUAUCUACACAAUCAGAAUGAAUUUCUCAAACCAAAAUGCUUUUUCUGUGCAGCCUGAGCAGGAACAGUCACUUUUAAGCAAAGGGGGUUGGAAAAGGCCAAUAUAUAUGUGGACUAUCCCUGGAUCAAGUGACUUUUAUUCUUUAAAGUUCUCAGAGUUCUUAACCAAGCUCAAGGUUGUCCUCUGAACUAGUCAUACAGUCAAUCAUAGUCAAUCCAUCAAAUGGCAACUAGAUAUUCUGUUCUGGCGACUGUAACCUUGGUUUAAGGAGACAUUUGGCACCUAGCUUAUAUAUCUGAGUUUCUAACACUGCAGAAGCUGCUUUGGAAGGGGGCAGGUUUCAUCCCCGCCUUUUCUAGAACUGCAGACUUUCCUGUUCCCACAGCUACCAUUAAAACAGGCUGCCCAAUUAUGGGCACUUCCAAGCGGUCUCUAUUUUCAGCAGGGAUUCAGUUACAUACCGGCAAACUCGCGCUGCACGGUUAAAGUUGAUUUGCUGCUCUUGUGCAACAAACCUGCUUCCCUCUUCACCGCACCCAAAAUCUAACUUUUUGCACUAAGGAAAGAGUCAGCAAAAUGCACUGGGAAGUGUAGGGUAACAACUGUUUCACACAACAUCACCUACUGGUCUUCAGCUGGUCUGAUCCAAGGUGGGUUUACCAUGCAAAAUAUAUGGUAAAAAAAUUAAGAAAUGGGUCCCCAAAGGCAUGUCUGGCUUAAAAGUGGGUCUGAAAUGUUUGACGAUACCUGAUCUAACCUCUCCGAAAACAGACCAGAAAGAUUGCUCAAUAAACAGCCAACAUUGUCUGACCUCCCUGCAAACUUUGUGCAAACCCAUCAGGAUGAACGCCGACAGCCAGGUCAUCUGAAAGCCACCCCCAGUUAUCUCCUGCUGUCAUAUCUAUGCUGGUCCACAGUUUACGAAUGCUGUAUUCCUUUCCUGUCCUCAGAUAUCCUGACGGAAGAUGACAUUUACUGCUGCUCCCUUUCCAAGACACUGUGCCACACCUCCACGCCUGUCACAGUGGGCUUCUACUCCCCCUGUGGAAACCGCCUGCAUUCGCUGCUUGAUCAUAUUGGAAGUAAGUCCCGGGCAAAAAAGAAAAAAAGCAUCAACUGGGUGGAAGGGGUGGGGGAGGAAUCCAAGUUUUUCUUGGGUAUUCAGUAAUAAUAGGGAGGAAAGCCCUGCCCCUGUGCCUCCUAACAUGGAUUUUUGCCAUAAACAGGCCUUUUUCUCUAGCCUGUCCAUUCAAUCAGGAUUUUGUUAUUUAAGAGACAAGCACAAAUGUACAGCGGUGCCUCGGGUUACAUACGCUUCAGGUUACAGUGGUGCCCCGCAAGACGAAUGCCUCGCAAGACGAAAAACUCGCUAGACGAAAGGGUUUUGCGUUUUUUGAGUCGUUCCGCAAGACGAAUUUCCCUAUGGGCUUGCUUUGCAAGACGAAACGUCUUGCGAGUUCUUGCGAGUUUGUUUCCUUUUCUUAAAGCCGCUAAGCCGUUAAUAGCCGCUAAGCCGCUAAGCCACUAAGCCGUUAAUAGCCGCUAAGCCGCUAAUAGCCGCUAAGCCGCUAAUAGCCGUGCUUUGCAAGACAAAAAAACCGCAAGACGAAGAGGACUCGCGGAACGGAUUAAUUUCGUCUUGCGAGGCACCACUGUACAUACGCUUCAGGUCACAGACUCUGCAAACCCAGAAAUAAUGCCUCGGGUUAAGAACUUUGCUUCAGGAUGAGAACAGAAAUUGUGCUCCGGCAGCGCGGCGGCAGCCGGAGGCCCCAUUAGCUAAAGUUGUGCUUCAGGUUAAGAACAUUUUCAGGUUAAGAACGGACCUCCAGAACAAAUUAAGUACUUAACCCGAGGUACCACUGUAUUGCUCAUUUGCCAAUCAGGCUGUCCCACAUGCACGGACAAUAAAAGUAAAAUACGUACGUGCAUAAUGCAUCAAGCCACACUAAAAUAUGGAUUUAAAAUUAUACAAUUACAACUGGCUUACGUGUAUUAACAUAAUAUUAACAUCUAAAGUGGCAUGUAAGUGUUUUCCACUUCCCUCAAGCCAAUUUUACAAAUUGCACACUCCUAAGUGCUGUGUAGUGAUCUGCUUCAGCCAACUCAAAGAGAACUUUUGCUUGACGGGGGAAGUUAAGCAGAUUCUUCCUGCAGUGCUCUCCCCGGCAAUAAGGGGCUCAAUUUAACAGCUUCUCGGAUCUAAAUACAAGGGGCAUUCUGAUAAAAAAGGCUACCAGGUUCUCUACCUUCAGGCGUGUACAAAAGAGUGAUGAUGAGUGAAGGUGUAGAGUCAUAAAAUUGUAGAGUUGGGAGCCUGAGAAUCAUCUAGUCCCACUCCCUGAAACGCAAGAAUCACAGGUAAAGAAUCCCUGAAAAAUGGCCAUCCAACCCGUUAAAAAACCUUCAGUGGAGUCCUCCACCUUCCAAGGGAGUCCGUUCCACUGUUGAGCAGCUCUCACAGCCAGAAAGUCGGAAUCUCCUUUCUACGUUGAAGGGAGGAGGGAUAGUAGCUGGUCCCUACAUCUCAUCUCACUUUUGAAAGGCUAAUGGCUUUUUGUUCCACUUUGGCAGAAUGCAUGCACAAGGAAACCAUCCGGAGAGAAGAAAACGAGUACAGGAGGACACAUGAGAAGCCCCGGAUACCGGAAGGAUGGAACUACCUGACCCUCCUAUGGUACUUGGUGUUCUAUGAGCCAGUCAUCACAGAGGUUCAUCUCAGGAGGAAGAACAUUGACUUCAUGUUCAUAAGAUUCAGCGCCUGGGAAUACGCCGGCAGUGACAAGCUGUGGGCUGGGCUGGUCACCACCUUGUGCGACCGCAUCCGCCACCAAUUCGGGCCUCUGCCUCUGAGCUUCUACCACGUGGUGGGGAGCAAGCCCCACUUUGCCUCUGGGUUCAGCCAGCAGGAGUGGAGGCUCAAAAAGAAAGCCUCGUUUGCAGCCGGAGGGUUCCUGACCAUCUUGCUAGCUGGCAUUGGCCUGGCCACAACCGCGUACCUUGUGCCAGGGCUGAGGGAUGGCACUGUCUUGAAGAUCCUCGCCGCCUCCUUGGCCAGCGUUACCGGUUCAGGGGCGUUGGUGGCCAUUGCUCCGGUGAUUAAGCACCUGAUCAUCAGCCAGAAGAAGAAGAUCGAGAGCAUGACCAGCAAUGAGAAAUUCACUAGCCACCUGGGCUUCAUGAGCGCUGUGAAGAAAGAGAUUGCACUCCUCACCAACUUCGUGUAUUACAUGGAGAUCUUUGAGAGGCGGCGGCUGAGGAUUGUCUUUGAGAUUACCAACUUGGACAUGUGCUACCCAGAACGAGUCAUCGGGGUCCUGAACGCCAUCAACACCCUGCUUUCAGACACCAACGCCCCCUUCAUCUUCAUCCUGGUGGUGGACCCUUGCGUCAUCGUCUCUUGCCUGGAGGAAGCCAGCUGCAUGAAGGGCAUGGCCGACAACGGCUACCUCUACCUCAACCGCACGGUGACGCUGCCUUUCUCCAUCCCGGAAAUUGGCCAGAGGGCAAAGCUGCGGUUUCUGCAUGAGGCCUUCCAGAGCCGGGAGGACUUGAUGUACAACAUCAUCACCAGAAACGUGGAGCAGGGGAUCAAAAGAUCCAAAGGGAAGGACAGGGCCUUGGGAGACAUGGAAGCGUCGGCAGAGAUGGACCAGCAACAGAUUGAUGCUCAGGCCGUGCAGUACAUCCACGAGGCUUUCCACUGCUUGCACGACGAAUUCGAUUCCCUUUACAGGUACAUCCCAGACAGUAUUGUCCAGAUGAAGAGAAUCGUCAACACCAUCCCCAUCACUAUCCGGCUUAUGGCCCAGCAGCAUGUCUUGAGACAUGCCAUCUGCCCCCGGUCAGUGGCGGCCUGGGUCGUCAUGGCCAACCAAUGGCCUUGCCGCUUGAGCUGGAUACUGCAGUGCAUGGAGGACAGGCGGCAGUGCCACACAGUGGGCGAGGACGGCGAGGAAACCAUGUGGCACGUCUUCGCGGAGAACUGCAAGGAGCUCUUCUCCCAUCAUACGGUGCUUCACAACAUCAUGGCGUUGGACAAUGACCCCGAACUCUUUGAGAACUUCUUGUGGCACGAUUUCCCUUUCACCGUGAAGGAAGGGGAGAAGUACGUGAGGUACACCGUCAACUUGGACCACUCCAUAAGGUAUCGGAUGGGGCAGCUGCGGUCCCUGGCUUCCCUGGAAAAGGACUACCUCAAAGAAUUAGCUUCUCUGGAAAAGGACAAAGAUAAGGAGAAAGAAGCAGCUUCCUUGGAAAAGGAGGAGGGCAGAGAAGCAGCCAAUUCAGGCAGGAUGGUGUAAGGCGGAGGGUUUCCAGGGGUCUGUUGGAAGGUUAUCAAACGUUCUGUAAUAAGGUAUGACCAGUCAUGGUGGACAAGCUAUUUGAGAGACGAUUUUGCCUGCGUUGCCCAUUUAUCCCUUUGGUGUGGAUCAGCGAAUGAGUGUCGGCUGUGUUCCCAGGGUGGGGUUUUCCAAACUGUGAGCUUCACCCAGGUGGUUCCACGGUGUGUCAGUGGAUUUCUGGCACAGCCGUCACAUUUUCAACUGUACCUUUUAUUUAUUCUUUUGUGUUUUAUUGCACUGCAAUUUGAAUUCUGUGAAAUGCGGCUGUGACACAACAAAAUACAGUAUGUAAGAAAUUAAAGGAAGCAAUAAAAAUGCAAUUAGAAAAACAUACUGGACCACAGCUGCUGAAACGGCAGAAAAACCAGUCAGUGCCCCACCCCAGCAAUUCGCUGACUUCAAUGCAGGGUGAUGGGGGAGGCAUAAACAUCCCAGAAUCCUCUGGGAAAGGCACUGGGUAUUGUGGCAGACAAGUUUACGGUGGGAAGUGUUUCUUGAUGUCUGGGAAGUUUGAAAGCCAAUUUACCAUCAGCUGAGGAACGCACAGCAAUCUGCAGCGGGAGACGGGAUUAGGAGAGACUUCGGGCGUUCCCACACGUGAUGCUAAAUGGGCCACAUUUGAACUUCCUUCUGUUCUUUUUGCGAAACUUAAUGGAAGCUGUGAAUACAGGAACGAAUGUGAAGGGAAAUGAGUGCUGCUGUAGCCAAUGAAGGAUUUAGAUUUGUGCAACAAGCUGAUUGAAUUAUUUAAGGUGUUUAAAUAAGUUUUGUUUGUGGGGGGGGGAAUAUGGAUGCUGAGUGACAUCUACUGCAGGGCUGUGUGUAUCUCACAAAUGGAGAAACAGCAGCUCAGUCUGGCAAGGGCUCCAAUUCUCUCUCCCCCCCUCACCCCCUCAUUUUUGGGCUUUCUGCCUUCUGCCAUAUCAGUCCCUUUGGACACUGCUGGCAGGUAGGGAAGGAUCAAACCAGUCUAAUUUCUUGUCCAUGCCACUUUUGUACUGAUUCUGUGAUGACUCUGCAUUCAUCUUCUUUAAAUUAAAAAAAAAACCUGUGCAAGAAUUUGCAUUUAAAUAUGACGUUUUGAAUGUAUUUUCUCUCAAAGCACACAUUUCUACUGUUUUGAUGCUUCUUCUUUUUUGAGCUAACAAGUGCACCAGAACAUUCAGGAAGUUUAAAAAAAACUAGCGGAUAAUCCAGUUCAAACCUGCACAUUAGUCCAAGCAGUAAGAAUCAGGUCAAGUAAUCUGCAAAGACUGAAUUCCUUAAGCAGCAGCAGCAU
Molecule: messenger RNA, 62007 nt
Organism: Podarcis lilfordi (Lilford's wall lizard)
Lineage: Eukaryota; Metazoa; Chordata; Lepidosauria; Squamata; Lacertidae
Source: the annotation of a GenBank genome assembly